AUGUCCACCAUGGCUACAAUCAAUAAGCGUUUGCAUGAAACUCUGGAGGAGCUGGUCUCAGACAAGUUAAAGAGAUUCCAAUGGCACCUGGUUAGCGAUGCACUUGAGGGCAUUCCUCUCAUCCCAAGGAGCCAGCUGGAGAAUGCGGACAGGGAGGACACAGUGAAUAAACUGGUAAAGAUUUAUGGCCCUUAAAACCAUACUGGACAUCCUGAAGAAGAUGGAGCAGAGAAACCUUGUUGAGAAGCUAGAUAAAGACUGCCGAACAGGUAACAAGUCACAACAGGCAUGAAAUGUUUUUCUGACAUUUUAACCCAAUCUCAAUUGUACCCCUUUCCUGCAGUCAAAAGACCAAAGCGCCCUCUAGUGGCCUCAUGGGUGGAACAUUAUAAUAUUCUUCAUAAUUUCAUAAUUAAUCAAAUUUCCAGUGUUUCUAUGUCAAACGGUUUUGUAAUAUUUCAGUCUUCUGUGAUGUAAAUAAAGUGUAAUAUUGGGAUGCAAACUCAAAAUUGUAUACAUUUCAACUCCAUAUAUGAUCUUCUUAUUUUUAAGGCAAUAACCAUGUGUGUGAGGUGUAAACUUUCAAAGUAGAUUUGUUUAAGCCUACCAAGAAACACUCUGUGUGACCCUGAUUUAGCCCACUGCAGGAAAAGUUUGAAGAAAAUCAAUGUAAAUGCCGCAAGGUUAUUAUAGUAAAUUAAAACUGAAACUAAAACGAAAACUAAUCUAAUCAUGAAAAACAAUUUAGUAAACUGAAAUAAAAUAAUUCACAAACCUGUUUAAAAAAAACUUAAACUAUACUGAAACUAUUAUCUUUUGACUCCAAAACUAACUAAAAUAUACUGAACAAAAAUAUAAACGCAACAUGCAACAAUUUAAAAGAGUUACAGUUCAUAUAAGGAAAUCCGUAAAUUGGAAUAAAUUCAUUAGGCCCUAAUCUAUGGAUUUCUGGGCAGGGGUGCAGCCAUGGGUGGGCCUUGGAGGGCCUAGGCCCACCCACUUGGGGGCCAAGCCCAGCCCAUCAGAAUGAGUUUUUCCCCACAAAAUGGUUUAUUACAGACAGAAAUACUCCUCAGCACCCCCCUCAGACGAUCCCACAGCAGAAAAAGAUGGAUGUGGAGGUGGAGGUCCUGGGCUGGUGUGGUUACACAUGGUCUGUGGUUGUGAGGCUGGUUGGACGUACUGCCAAAUUCUCUAAAAUGACGUUGGAGGCAGCUUAUGGUAGAGAAAUGAACAUUCAAUUAUCUGGCAACCGCUCUGGUGGUCAUUCCUGCAAUCAGCAUGCCAAUUGCAUGUUCCCUCAAAACUUGAGACAUUUGUGGCAUUGUGUUGCAUGACAAAACUGCACACUUUAAAGUGGCCUUUUCAGUGUAAAAUAAAAACCAUCAUGAAGUAUGUUCAGUUUUUUUUUUUUUUUCUAAACAUUUUGGGUAAAAAUAGAAUGGGGUUUUCAAUGAGGCUUUCAAGCUUGCUUUUUUUCGGGGUUUUCAAGCUUCUAAAUCUGGCGUGUCACAUUGAGAUUGGGUUUGAGUGGUAAGGCUCAAGCAACCAACUGUAGACGAAAGACGGGGAGUGAAGUUGGGGGAGGUGCAACUAGGGCUGUGGCGGUCAUUACAUUUUGUCAGCCAGUGAUUGUCAAGCAAAUUACUGCCGGUCUCACGGUAAUUGACCAUUAAUUAACAUAAAUUAACAUAAACAUGUUUAGCAUCUCCUGGCUUCCACACAUAGCCUACAAGCGACUGAUGCAGACCUUUGGAACAUCUACAUUUAAAAAAAGUAUAAUAAAUCAAUUUAAUAUAGCCUACACCAUCACAAUAAAUCCAUUAUUUAUUUUAGAAAGGUCUAAAGAAACAUGAUAUUAUGAAGAAAAUGUAGUCUAUUUCAGAAUAACAGAAUAGCAUACUCUGAGUUGUCCUUAUGUUAUGCCCUGAUAUGGCUAUGCUAUAUGGCUGUGGCCUACACUAGUUCAUUUAGCAGACAAGAUUUGCUUAGAAUUCCGUGGCAUUAUUUUUUAUUAUUUUAUAGUAUGAAGAAUACAAUUGAACAUAGCUUAAUAAAAUAGAAAGGAUAUUUUCUCCAAACGAUUUCAAAGGAAAUGCGCACGUGGCAAUUCUGUGUUGAGCGGUUAACAAAGAAACUGGUCCUCCUACAUGCUUAAUUUAGAGUUAUUUAUUCAACUUUAGUUGUGAUACAAACGUUGGGCUAUAUAAAUUAUUUUAUUUUUAAUACAUUAUAAGGCUGCAUGAUGGGACUCUAAUGAUGAUUUGAAAAAAGUCACAAGCUGUACACACUUCAGUCUCUCAUUCACAAUUUGACAAGCACUUGAUAAUAUUCUCACCAGGCCUCGAAUUUCCCUCCUGCAUCCCCCUUGUGUGGCCGUAAUGUCCCCUAAAAACACCAUGCCUUUUGCGGCCAAAGUGGCCGUUGUGCCCUUUGGCUAAAUAUAAUCAUAAUAAUUCCCUUCUACUGGCUGCCGUGCUCUGAAGCACCUCUCAUUCACAUGGCUCUCUCAGAUGUAGCCAAUGCCCAUCAUGUGAUCAGGUCCAUCUCACAGGCAUUUCAGCUAAGAAGUAGGCUACAAGUGAAUGAAGACAGACACAUCAGGUAGGCAACUGCGGGUCCCUCUUAUCGAAUUCCGAGGUGCAUACUGAAGAUGUUAGAACUGUCCACAUUUAUCCUACUUUUCGUCAGCCAACAAGAUGAGUAGGCCUAACGAACAGCAAAAACACUAGCCUAUGUCAAUCUACCAUAGUACAAAAGGUUAUAUAUGCUAUUGGUCAACUUGUCCUGUGCAAUAAAUAAAUAUUCCAAACAUACUCUGGGACAGUUGUUGGUUGCGAUACAUACGAAAUGAAUUCAACCACUUGCAUAAAAAAAAAACAUUUAAAAAGCAAUAAGGCUGAUGUCACAGAUCAGAACGUUUAGCUUAAAAUGUUGAUAAACUAUUAGGCUAUUUUUUCACAUUGUAAGCGCAGCAAUUCGCACACGGCAGAAGGCUAAAAGUGUGAAUGUUCCAAAAUGCACCAAUUAGCGGGAAAACACUGUUCUCGAAAGUAAAGGCAAAUGCGAUUAUGCACGUAAUGCUUUAUUAAAAAGGUGCAUUUUUAUGGUGAAAAUUAUCUUCCCCAAACUUGAAACUCACGCGCAGCCUAUGAAUGCCUGUUAGGCUCUUCACCGGUUAUAAAGCGGAUUAAUGUGCUUAAUUUUAAGGAGUUAUUUGGCCACUUUAUUUGUGAAACAAACCUUAUCAAAACAUACAGGCCUAUGGGCUAGGCUACAUGAGGUGUGUGAUUAUGAUUAGUAAAAGUCACCAAAAAAAAAGGCAUGCGCUGUUCCUUGCCUUACUGCACACUCUGGGCAUCAUUCAUAAGUGAUAUUACAUAAUCCACAAGUGAUAGGCUAAUAUUGUCACCCAUCAGACUAUUCUUCAUUUAAAGUUGUCUUUACAUACAGUGUGGGAAAAAAGUAUUAGAUCCCCUGCUGAUUUUGUACGUUUGCCCACUGACAAAGAAAUGAUCAGUCUAUAAUUUUAAUGGUAGGUUUAAUUGAACAGUGAGAGACAGAAUAAUAACAACAAAAUCCAGAAAAAAAAACAUGUCAAAAAUGUUAUGAAUUUAUUUGCAUUUUAAUGAGGGAAAUAUUUCUGGCUCCCAGGUGUCUUUUAUACAGGUAACGAGCUGGGAUUAGGAUCACACUCUUAAAGGGAGUGCUCCUAAUCUCAGCUUGUUACCUGUAUAAAAGACACCUGUCCACAGAAGCAAUCAAUCAAUCAGAUUCCAAACUCUCCACCAUGGCCAAGACCAAAGAGCUCUCCAAGAAUGAUCUCAAUGAUCUCAAGGCAGCUGGGACCAUAGUCACCAAGAAAACAAUUGGUAAUACAUUACGCCGUGAAGGACUGAAAUCCUGCAGCGCCCACAAGUUCCCCCUGCUCAAGAAAGCACAUAUACAGGCCCGUCUGAAGUUUGCCAAUGAACAUCUGAAUGAUUCAGAGGAGAACUGGGUGAAAGUGUUGUGGUCAGAUGAGAACAAAAUCGAGCUCUUUGGCAUCAACUAAUCUCGCCGUGUUUGGAGGGGGGGGAAUGCUGCCUAUGACCCUAAGAACACCAUCCCCACCGUCAAACAUGGAGGUGGAAACAUUAUGCUUUGGGGGUGUUUUUCUGCUAAGGGGACAGGACAACUUCACUGCAUCAAAGGGACGAUGGACGGGGCCAUGUACCGUCAAAUCUUGGGUGAAAACCUCCUUCCCUCAGCCAGGGCAUUGAAAAUGGGUCGUGGAUGGGUAUUCCAGCAUGACAAUGACCCAAAACACACGGCCAAGGCAACAAAGGAGUGGCUCAAGAAGAAGCACAUUAAGGUCCUGGAGUGGCCUAGCCAGUCUCCAGACCUUAAUCCCAUAGAAAAUCUGUGGACGGAGCUGAAGGUUCGAGUUGCCAAACAUCAGCCUCGAAACCUUAAUGACUUGGAGAAGAUCUGCAAAGAGGAGUGGGACAAAAUCCCUCCUGAUAUGUGUGUAAACCUGGUGGCCAACUACAAGAAACGUCUGACCUCUGUGAUUGCCAACAAGGGUUUUGCCACCAAGUAUUAAGUAAUGUUUUGCAGAGGGGUCAAAUACUUAUUUCCCUCAUUAAAAUGCAAAUCAAUUCAUAACUUUUUUGACAUGUGUUUUUCUGGAUUUUUUUGUUGUUAUUCUGUCUCUCACUGUUCAAAUAAACCUACCAUUAAAAUGAUAGACUGAUCAUGUCUUUGUCAGUGGGCAAACAUACAAAAUCAGCAGGGGAUCAAAUACUUAAUCCCCUUACUGUAUACUAAAUAAUAUAUGUGUGAAAUUAGUUUUGAUCCCCAGGUGCAUUAUCAUGCACCUGUCUCAGAACAGGGGCAUUGGGAAAAUAAAUAUGUGUCAACUAUGCACUUAAACAGCGAAUGGAGGAAGCCUUUCAUGUGGUUCAUUUUCAUGCCAGCCAGGCUAUACUCCUGUUGUAAAGCAAAGCAAUGUGCUUAAUAUUAGGAAAGUUGAUAAAUAGUAGGCCUAGACUAUGGAAAGCUGAUGGGAUCCUCCUCUUUUUAGCAGAGUACAUCAAAACUCUGUUUUCUCACGCAGCUGCAUAGCCUAUAAAAUGUUGCGCAACAUGAGCUCAUGGGCUCUCAUGAAGUGUUUGAUUAGAUUUUCUUUCACAUUUGCAUUGAUGUCAGAGUGAUUAGAGGGACAAUAGCGUGCUGAGUACCAGGCAGUUAGCAAGUUUGGUAGGCUGCUAAUGACCAUCAGCAGCAUCAGAGCUUGUAGAAGCCUAAUUACCGUGGAAUUUGAUUGCCAUCAUGACUCGUGACCGCCGGUGUGGCAGUAAUACAGUCACCGUAACAGCCCUAUACAUUUGCAAAAAAUUCUAAAAACCUGUUUUCGCUUUGACGUUAUGGGGUAUUGUGUGUAGAUUGAUAAGGGAAAAAAACAAUUUAAUAAAUUUUAGAAAAAGGCUGUAACGUAACAAAAUGUGGAAAAAGUCAACGGGUCUACCUUUAAACCUAACCUAACAUAUGACCUGACCCAUCACCUUAUGCAUUACAGCCCCACAGUGGCAAGAAGUGAUGUCCCUCCAACCCAAAAAUUAUACAACACAUAAAUGGUUCCUAUCCUCCCACACAUAGGCUACUUACUGUCCCUAACAAUAAAAUUUUAACUGAAACGAAAUAAUAUAAAGACGAGAUAUACAUGUUUUUAUAACACUUAAACUAAAUAAAGAACUAGUAAAUCAGAUCUGAAAACUAACUGAAACUAAAAACUGAAUUUCAAAUAAAAAUCUUAAUACUAAUACACUGCUCAAAAAAAUAAAUGGAACACUAAAAUAACACAUCCUAGAUCUGAAUGAAUGAAAUAAUCUUAUUAAAUACUUUUUUCUUUACAUAGUUGAAUGUGCUGACAACAAAGUCACAAAAAAAUUAUCAAUGGAAAUCAAAUUUAUCAACCCAUGGAGGUCUGGAUUUGGAGUCACCCUCAAAAUUAAAGUGGAAAACCACACUACAGGCUGAUCCAACUUUGAUGUAAUGUCCUUAAAACAAGUCAAAAUGAGGCUCAGUAGUGUGUGUGGCCUCCACGUGCCUGUAUGACCUCCCUACAACGCCUGGGCAUGCUCCUGAUGAGGUGGCGGAUGGUCUCCUGCGGGAUCUCCUCCCAGACCUGGACUAAAGCAUCCGCCAACUCCUGGACAGUCUGUGGUGCAACGUGGCGUUGGUGGAUGGAGCGAGAUAUGAUGUCCCAGAUGUGCUCAAUUGGAUUCAGGUCUGGGGAACGGGCGGGCCAGUCCAUAGCAUCAAUGCCUUCCUCUUGCAGGAACUGCUGACACACUCCAGCCACAUGAGGUCUAGCAUUGUCUUGCAUUAGGAGGAACCCAGGGCCAACCGCACCAGCAUAUGGUCUCACAAGGGGUCUGAGGAUCUCAUCUCGGUACCUAAUGGCAGUCAGGCUACCUCUGGCGAGCACAUGGAGGGCUGUGCGGCCCCCCCAAAGAAAUGCCACCCCACACCAUGACUGACCCACCGCCAAACCGGUCAUGCUGGAGGAUGUUGCAGGCAGCAGAACGUUCUCCACGGCGUCUCCAGACUCUGUCACGUCUGUCACAUGUGCUCAGUGUGAACCUGCUUUCAUCUGUGAAGAGCAUAGGGCGCCAGUGGCAAAUUUGCCAAUCUUGGUGUUCUCUGGCAAAUGCCAAACGUCCUGCACGGUGUUGGGCUGUAAGCACAACCCCCACCUGUGGACGUCGGGCCCUCAUACCACCCUCAUGGAGUCUGUUUCUGACCGUUUGAGCAGACACAUGCACAUUUGUGGCCUGCUGGAGGUCAUUUUGCAGGGCUCUGGCAGUGCUCCUCCUGCUCCUCCUUGCACAAAGGCGGAGGUAGCAGUCCUACUGCUGGGUUGUUGCCCUCCUACGGCCUCCUCCACAUCUCCUGAUGUACUGGCCUGUCUCCUGGUAGCUCCUCCAUGCUCUGGACACUACGCUGACAGACACAGCAAACCUUCUUGCCACAGCUCGCAUUGAUGUGCCAUCCUGGAUGAGCUGCACUACCUGAGCUACUUGUGUGGGUUGUAGACUCCGUCUCAUGCUACCACUAGAGUGAAAGCACCGCCAGCAUUCAAAAGUGACCAAAACAUCAGCCAGGAAGCAUAGGAACUGAGAAGUGGUCUGUGGUCACCACCUGCAGAACCACUUCUUUAUUGGGGGUGUCUUGCUAAUUGCCUAUAAUUUCCACCUGUUGUCUAUUCCAUUUGCACAACAGCAUGUGAAAUGUAUUGUCAAUCAGUGUUGCUUCCGAAGUGGACAGUUUGAUUUCACAGAAGUGUGAUUGACUUGGAGUUACAUUGUGUUGUUUAAGUGUUCCCUUUAUUUUUUUUAGCAGUGUAUAAAUAAAAACUAAUAUAAAUACACAAACCUAUAAAAUCCUUGCAAUGCCCUGUGUUUCCUUUUGAGAUGACGUGUAAAUACUUUUCAGACUGCGUUUCAUUUCAGGGCUUAAACUACAUUUAUUUGAAUGUUACCACCCAACAGCAUGACAUUGUUUAUUAAACAGAAACAGCUGCAACGUUCUUCCUCUUAGAGACUGAGCUGAGCCAAACAGCCUUGCGUCCACUUGGCUGCCUGAGCCAUGGAGCAAAUUAAAAUAGGGGGUGAAAACUAGUCAUAAUCCAUUGGAUAAUUUGUCAAUUUUUUUUUUUUUUUGUGCUGAUCUGUAAAAAAUAAAAAAAAGAUAUGGCCAUUGUAUAAAUUAUAUAAUUGCUUGAUAUGAUUGCAUUUUGCAACCCCGCCCCCUCUGUCACCCCAAGAUGAAUGGUUUUGACCAGUAACGUUUUGCUUCACUACACACUCCACUGCUUUGAAUGGUGCAGGUAGAAACCACAAGUGUCUGUCCUAUAAUGAAAAGGCAAACGCAAAAUAAAAUCAAGGAACUUAUUUAUCUAUUUUAUUGUGCUGUUGUUACAGUAUCUCACAAAAGUGAGUACACCCCUCACAUUUUUGUAAAUAUUUGAGUAUAUCUUUUCAUGUGACAACUCUGAAGAAAUGACACUUUGCUACAAUGUAAAGUAGUGAGUGUACAGCUUGUAUAACAGUGUACAUUUGCUGUCCCCUCAAAAUAACUCAACACACAGCCAUUAAUAUCUAAACCGCUGGCAACAAAAGUGAGUACACCCCUAAGUGAAAAUGUCCAAAUUGGGCCCAAUUAGCCAUUUUCCCUCCCCGGUGUCAUGUGACUCGUUAAUGUUACAAGGUCUCAGGUGUGAAUGGGGAGCAGGUUUGUUAAAUUUGGUGUCAUCGCCCUCACACUCCCUCAUACUGGUCACUGGAAGUUCAAUAUGGCACCUCAUGGCAAAGAACUGUCUGACUAUCUGAAAAAAAGAAUUGUUGCUCUACAUAAAGAUGGCCUGGGCUAUAAGAAGAUUGCCAAGACCCUGAAACUGAGCUGCAGCACGGUGGCCAAGACCAUACAGCGGUUUAACAGGACAGGUUCUACUCAGAACAGGCCUCGCCAUGGUCAACCAAAGAAGUUGAGUGCACGUGCUCAGCGUCAUAUCCAGAGGUUGUCUUUGGGAAAUAGACGUAUGAGUGCUGCCAGCAUUGCUGCAGAGGUUGAAGGUGUGGGGGGUCAGCCUGUCAGUACUCAGACCAUACGCCGCACACUGCAUCAAGUUGGUCUGCAUGGCUGUCGUCCCAGAAGGAAGCCUCUUCUAAAGAUGAUGCACAAGAAAUCCCGCAAACAGUUUGCUGAAGACAAGCAGACUAAGGACAUGGAUUACUGGAACCAUGUCCUGUGGUCUGAUGAGACCAAGAUAAACUUAUUUGGUUCAGAUGGUGUCAAGCGUGUGUGGCGGCAACCAGGUGAGGAGUACAAAGACAAGUGUGUCUUGCCUACAGUCAAGCAUGGUGGUGGGAGUGUCAUGGUCUGGGGCUGCAUGAGUGCUGCCGGCACUGGGGAGCUACAGUUCAUUGAGGGAACCAUGAAUGCCAACAUGUACUGUGACAUACUGAAGCAGAGCAUGAUCCCCUCCCUUCGGAGACUGGGCCGCAGGGCAGUAUUCCAACAUGAUAACAACCCCAAACACACCUCCAAGACGACCACUGCCUUGCUAAAGAAGCUGAGGGUAAAGGUGAUGGACUGGCCAAGCAUGUCUCCAGACCUAAACCCUAUUGAGCAUCUGUGGGGCAUCCUCAAAUGGAAAGUGGAGGAGUGCAAGGUUUGUUGCCAGCGGUUUAGACAUUAAUGGCUGUGUGUUGUGUUACAAAGUGUCAUUUCUUCAGUGUUGUCACAUGAAAAUAUAUACUAAAAUGUAAGGGGUGUACUCACUUUUGUGAGAUACUGUACAUUUGUAUUGGUGUUUCAUGUCCGAUGCGCUCAGGGUGUUAUAUGUAAUUUGCAUCGUGCAUCAUGACCAAAAUCAUUUCACUUCCCCUGUGACACACAGUCUUCUCUUUACGUUCUUUAUGAAUCUCUGCACAUCUCUGUGGUUAUUCUCUCUUGUUUGUUCAGAUUUUAAUGGGGAAACUUUGCUCAUUGAUUGAUAUUAGCUUUUUCUUUGUGAUCAGGUUGGUGUCGAGGCUGUGCACUUAAACUUUAAUUACUGGUAACACAAACACAUGCCAAAUGAUAUCGACACAACUCUGCCCCUCUAUCUCCACCCCCAUCCUCUCUAUCUCUCUCGCUCUCGUUGUCUAUAUCUCUUUUUUUGUCUCUCCAUCCUCUCGCUCCCUCUCUCGCUGUCUCUCUCUCUCUCUCCAUCUGUCUGUCUUUCUCUCCCUCCCCAUCUCUCUCCCUCCUUCCCUCCAUCUCUCUUUAAUUACUACUCUUAUUGUUUCUGUCCUGCUCCAGGCUUCCUGAGAUCUAGGAUCCGUCUGUUAAUCUCCACCAGCCUUAUUACACUCAGGUCUGCUUUAAUAUUUAAUGGGAUGAAUUGAGGCCCAUGGAAUUAGAUACUGGUAGUUCAGGCUGUUUAUGUGGCCAGGAUGGUUCCAGUUCAAACUGUGGCAUCCGCACAUACAUCAGAUACACAUACACUUGCAUGCACAGACACAGACACACACUCGCAAAAGCAUGCAAAGAAACACACACACACCCUGCAUUGCCUGAGCCGUGAAUAUUCACCUAGCCACAGAAAGUGUGUAAUAAACUCUACCCCAGACUUCCUAUCGGCACAGGAAGUUUGACGUUUUGAGCUCUGAGAUAUUACAUUUAAUAAAGUGUGGGACAUUUUGCAUCACUGACUCCAAUCUGAGAACUCCAAUCUGAGAAUUGUUUAAUUAUUCCACUUGGCAAAUGAAUCCAUUAAAACUUAAUGCACUUGUUGCCUACAACAGAUACAACACAAUGUAAUUACAUUGUUAUUUUAUUUCUAAUGACUGUUCUAAGUUUUGAAUGGAGUAGACUCAGAUUAUGAGUUAGACUCAGAUGAUAAGUUAGAACAGUUAGUACACAGAGACAAUACCAGCUUGACACAGUCAACUACUGGGUCCAUACACACACACACAAGCAUGUACAUACACACAUUUACACACACACGUGUGUAGGCAUGCACACACGCACACCCACACACAGGGGGAGGUCUCAGUGUUUGAGACUAACUGUAUUGAUGGAUUGCCCCUUAAGGAGAUGGCUCCUUCUCUUCAUGUCGCUACCAAAUAUACCAUCUCUGACACACACACCCUGACACCCACAUAGACAGUGGAGUCCUGACUGACGUCAGCUGUAAUGUCGCUGUCACUGGCGAACAACGUGCUGCACCCUGGAUAACACUUUAUGUCACUUCAUGACAGUUUAUGUCAGUGGCAACAGAGGCUUAGAAAUGCCAAUCAAUGUUUCUGUCAAGGGGUUGUGAGAUGUAACAAGGGGCCUACAGCACAGUACUGUGUCAGUAAUAAUACCUCCCACUUCCAGAGGUUGUUUUUGUUGUCUGUGUUUUUGGACUGUUGCCACAAUCUUAUCAGCCCAAACUCCAGUGGAUUAUGUGCUGUCCAGCCAUAUUUAGAAUGGUGAAGUUAUGGCGUGGCAUUUUAUUUCCACAGCAAUUUCCAGCCGACCACUAGGGGCAACGCAAUACCUGUUACCAUCUAGUAGGGCAGGGUUGCCCAACCCUGUUCCUGGAGAGCAACCCUCCUGUAGGUUUUCGCUCCAACUGUGACAGGUUAAAGGACAUAUUCAUAGCCUGUUAUACACUAAAAAGUAUUAGUAAGUUCAUGGUAUGUAAGGAUCUUAAAAGAUCUAAGGUUAAAAAGAUCAUGCAUCCAGUACUAGUUCAUAGAGAUUGAUAAAAUUCAUAAAUGUGUUAAAAUCCGUCAAGUGUAAAAGGGUAAAUAUUGUAAGAGGAAUGUGUAAACGUUAUAUUGACUACUUUAUUUUGUGGUGCCUAAUUUAAGGGUAAAAGUGUUAAUCUGUGAUCUACUAAAUGCUCUUAAUCUAUGAGCCUGAGAUCGAUUGCUCUGGUCUCCACCCAACUUUCUGGGGAAAUCACGGUCUUUUUUCUCAUUAUACUAAAGUUUUCAGUGAGGAAACAUAACUGCGUCACUCUCGUGAUUAUUUCUCCCCUUUUUCAGGUACGUUAUUGAUAUAAAACAAGUUAAUUUGAAUGUAAUAACUUGCUAACAUGUCAAGAGAGUUUAAGGUAUGUGUUAGUAACAUCUUGAGUAAGUUAGAGUUAAGUUGAAGAGAGUUAUUAGGUGCGUGUGUGAGUGAAACCUGCUUGGUUGCAGCGAAGAAUAGCUUCGUACUGAGAGUAGCUGCCAUUUUAUGCUAAUUGUGAAUGAGCAUGUGCGCUGUUAAUAAUAUAUUUUGGGGUUAUUUGUAUAAUGUGUUUCGAAUACUUUGUUGACAUGGUUGAUAAAUGUAGUUAUGGGUUACUGAGCUAAAGCUACUUUGUGUUUGACAGUUAUAUUGAAACAUUUGUAUAUGUUUUAGUGAAUUACAGUUUAUGCUGUUGUGACUUGAAUAAGCUUUGUACCCUACAAAACUCUGGUUCCUGUAGAUUUGUUGUUCUGUAAAAUGUGGUAUUUUUGUAAAAGGAUUAUACUAAAGUUUUCAGUGAGGACACAUAACUGCGUCACUCUCGUGAAUAUUUCUCCCCUUUUUCAGGGGCGUAACAUUUUGGAGGCUCCGCUGAGAUUGCUGCUCAGAUGUCCGGCUUCCACAUCCUGGUCGCUGAAUUCCGAGCCAGCUAAAUCCCUACAUAACAACCCAGGCAGGCUGCAGUGAGGAAAGUGUUGCUGUUCGAGGGGAGCUGGAAGUUGGGGGUUAAGUACGUGUCAACUGAGGCCGUUGAGAGACCAUCAGAGACAGUAAGGACCAUCUAAUUCAGAGUCAACUCCUGCACAGUAAAGGUUCCUCCUGUCCUGUCAACAUGACAACCGCCUUGGAAGAACUACAGGAAGAGGUAGUAGGAGAAUUGCACACCCUGACUAAAGACAAGUUACUAGACGUAUGUUUUCAGUGAGGAAACAUAACUGCGUCACUCUCGUGAUUAUUUCUCCCCUUUUUCAGGGGCGUAACACAACCACAGGUGUUACUAACGUGAUUAAUCUUAUCAACCUGCUAAUUAUCAGAAUCAGGUGUGCUAGAUUAGGGUUGGUGCAAAAACCUACAGGACAGUAGCUCUCCAGGAACAGGGUUGAUCAGUCCUGUAGUAGGGCAUUGGGGAUUGGGUUGAGGUUGAGGAUGGGCUUAUUAAACCGCGAGCUACGGCUUUGGUUUCACUUUUGCAUAAUUUGACUGAAAGCUAACAUACGGCAAAACACGCCAUAAUUAAAACAGCAACACACUCCAUAAUCUACAGACAUCACCACAGACGGCACCACUCUCCAUAAUUAAAAGGGCAAGACACUCCAUCUCUGUCGCCUGCAGUUAUGGCAAAUGUCUACAUUUGCUUUGGAGGUUGCAUUGCAUUUUAUAUGUAGAGCACCCAGACUUAGAGCAUGUAUGGUGGCGGGGCUGCCGUUGGGUUAAAACACAGAAGUAGGAUUGUGGCUUUAAACCUACCUGUGGCUUCUCCUCCAACACAGUCCUAUCAGGACUAGAUACCAGACAAACAUUAACAAGACAGGAAGAAGAGUUUAUUCAUAUCCACAGAUGUCACUGAGCUGAAUGUUGCUUUCAUAUCUGACUUGUACCUUUCUAUUUCUGUCCUCACAUCACAACCAAACAACCACCGUCUUGUUCUGCUCUCAUCAACAGAAUAUACACACACGCGCACACAAAAAAAAAUUCUGAGGCAAGCUGAAGUCGGUAGCAGAAGUCUACGCCCCUUCAUCAGUGAUUGGUCAACAGUAGGGAUUCUUCAACGAAGUGUUUGUUGUAAUUCAACGAGAGACAAGUCGUUUUCAUGCACAUUUUUCCACUUGAGAAAUACUGAACCAAACAUCUUAGUUAGAUGUAAAAUCUCCUCAGCAAAACUGUCAAAAUUAAUGACAGAUUUCAUGAGUUAUCUUAGAUUAAUUCGGACUAUUUUGAGGAAGUUUGUAAUUGUUUCUUUCAAUCUAACGUAUUUUAAGGGAGUAUGUGAACACACUCGUUCAGUUCCCCUAGCCUAGUUUGGCUAGGCACCAGCUAAACUGAAGCAUGCUGACGCCUUUAGCUGUGACCAUCUGUCCCAACCUAUUUCACCCAUCACAGAAGAGCUAUGACACGUCUCCUUUCUCUGGGUCACAAUGACCCCGGCUGGGCUGGAGGAUAGAUGUACGCAUACACACCACACACACGCACAACCUAUCUGUUCAAGCAGACUGUGUUCUGUUAAAUGGGUGUUUUGUCUAUGAAGAUGACAAUGUUUUGUUAAAUUAGUGUUUUGGGGGAUAUUAAGUCUUGACAAGUUGGCAGGGAGAGUAGUGUGGGGAAGGAGGAGGGAAGGACUGAAGCAGGGUUGUGGGAAUCUGGUGAAGGUAUGGAAGAGUAAGGGUGGCACCGGAUGAUGACACGGUAGAUGGCUGAUUGGAGAUCAUCUCAGGUGGAAGAAACACCAUGCGGCCAAUUAGAGGAGGGGACAGAGACGUGUAUGGACAAAGACAACCAAUCAGAGAGCUCCAAACUCACUCCAGAGGGCCACCCUUUAUCUUUUCCCCUGUCUGGGUCCCUACUCUUUAGAGAUUAUAUCUCUAGGACCUGCCUUUAGCUGUUGUAUGUACCCAUGAUUCAACAGGAGCCUACAGCUCAGCCCAGGGAACUAAGAAGCCCACAACACUGGCUCCAUCUAAUUUACACUGCAGGGUGUGAUAUACGAAUGGUGUUUACAGAAUACUGAACCAGAGAUCUGAGGGCUGACUGACUGCAAGGAAGCCUAAAGACCCACAGAGAACUGACGUCAGUAAGGGGGAAAAGAGAUUGUGGUUCUGGUGCAUUAUCCACAAUAGCUUACCACUUAAAAUGAAGAAAUGUAUUGACGUGCAUUCAAAGUAGUAUCCUAACAUGGAUAUUGGAAUAUAGCUUAUGAGAGAGCGAUUGGGAACUUUAGAUGGCUAAUUGACGGAUGAUACAAAGCAUGUCCAGUGUUUCUGUGUGUGUGUGUGUGUGUGCGUGUGUGUGUGUAUGCAUGUGUGCAUGUGUGUGUCACUGUGUGUGUGAGUGUGUGUUUGGGUGUGUCACUGUGUUAAAAUAUAUUUCCUGUCCUGAACGUCCCAGACUGGAGGACACACUGGAGACAGACACCAGACACUGUCCUCUGAGACACAGCCCACCAACCGCUAGACACAUGCGCACACACACGCACACCACAUUGUCACGAAUUCAGCCGAGGCUGCCCCUCCUCCUUGCUCGGGCAGGCUUCGGCGUUCGUCGUCACCGGAGUACUAGCUACUACCGAUCCAUGUGUCUAUGUUCGACUUCUUUUGUCUUUAUUGGUCACACCGGUUUUCCCAUCAUGUAGUUAUGUCUUCCCUAUUUAACCCCUGACUCAAUUACCACCCCAUCGACAGGGGGAUUGUGCGAUAAACCUCCAGGUAGGCGCUGCGCUUCCCCGGAGUCACGUGUAUCCUCUGUCACAGGAAGAGAUGGCAGCUAUGGAAACUACCGAAUCUCUGAGGCAAGGAUACAUUCGGCCUUCCACUUCCCCUGUGUCAUCAAGUUUAUUUUUUGUGAAGAAGAAGGAUGGUGGCUUACGCCCGGGCAUUGACUACCGUGGUCUUAAUCAGAUCACUGUAAAAUACAGCUAUACACUACCUCUGAUUGCUAGUAUGACGGAGUCAUUGCACGGGGCGCGCUUCUUUGCAAAAUUGGAUCUCAGGAGCGCGUACAACCUGGUGCAUAUCCGGGAGGGAGAUGAGUGGAAGACAGCAUUCAGUACCACCUCUGGUCACUAUGAGUACCUCGUCAUACCAUACGGUUUGAUGAAUGCUCCUUCAGUCUUCCAAUCCUUUGUUGAUGAGAUUUUCAGGGACCUGCACGGACAGGGUGUAGUGGUGUAUAUAGAUGACAUUCUCAUAUACUCCGCUACACGGGCCGAGCAUGUGUCCAGGUGCUUGGUCGACUGUUGGAGCAUGACCUGUAUGUGAAGGUGGAUAAAUGUCUGUUCAUCCAAGAGUCCAUCUCCUUCCUAGGACACCGCCUGUCCGCGUUAGGUGUGGAGAUGGAGAUUGACCGCAUUUCGGCCGUGCGUAAUUGGCCGACUCCAACCACGGUGAAGGAGGUGCGGCGAUUCUUGGGUUUUGCCAACUACUACCAGAGGUUUAUCCGGGGCUUUGGUCAGGUAGCAGCUCCCAUUACCUCCUUGCUGAAGGGAGGACCGGUGCAUCUACAGUGGUCAGCUGAGGCAGACAGGGCUUUUGAUCAUCUGAAGGACCUGUUUACUUCGGCUCCAGUGCUGGCUCAUCCGGAUCCCUCCUUGGCAUUCCAGGUUGAGGUGGACGCGUCCGAGGCUGGGAUAGGAGCUGUACUGUCUGGGAUAGGAGCUGUACUGUCCCACCAAAACUCCUCCCCUGCGCUUUCUUUUCUAAGAAGCUCAGUCCAGCGGAGCGCAACUAUGAUGUGGGGUACCAGGAGCUGUUAGCUGUGGUUAAAGCUCUAAAAGUGUGAAGGCAUUGGCUUGAGGGGGAUAAACACCCUUUUCUCAUUUUGACUGACCAUCGCAAUCUGGAGUACAUCCGGGCGGCGAGGAGGUUGAACCCACGCCAGGCAAGGUGGGCCAUGUUCUUCACUCGUUUUGUGUUUAUGCUUACUUACAGACCAGGUUUCAGAAUGCUAAGGCAGACGCCCUGUCCCGACUGUAUGACACAGAGGAGAGGUCCAUUAAGCCCACUCCCAUACUUCCGGCGUCGUGUCUGGUGGCACCGGUGGUAUGGGAGGUUGACGCAGACAUCGAGCGGGCGUUACGUACCGAGCCCACUCCCCCCCAGUGUCCAGAGGGUCAUAUAUCCGUGUCGCUCGAGGUUCGCAAUCGAUUGAGCUAUUGGGCUCACACGUCACCCUCCUCUGGUCAUCCUGGCAUCGGUCGGACAGUGCACUGUCUUAGUGGGAAGUACUGGUGGCCCACUUUAGCCAAGGACGUGAGGGUUUAUGUUUCCUCCUGCUUGGUGUGCGCCCAGUGUAAGUCACCUAGACACCUGCCCAGAGGGAAGUUACAACCCCAACCCGUUCCACAACGUCCGUGAUCCCACCUAUCGGUGGAUUUUGUUACGGACCUUCCCCCCUCACAAGGGAACACCAUGAUCCUAGUCUUUGUGGAUCGGUUUUCUAAGUCCUACCGUCUCAUUCCUAUGCCAGGUCUCCCUACAGCCCUACAAACUGCUGAGUCCCUAUUUACACACGUCUUCCGGCACUACGGGGUACCUGAGGAUAUUGUGUCGGAUCGGGAUCCCCAGUUCACCUCAAGGGUCUGGAGGGCGUUCAUGGAACGUCUGGGGGUCUCGAUCAGCCUGACCUCAGGUUUUCACCCCGAGAGUAAUGGGCAGGUGGAAAGAGUCAAACAGGAUGUGGGUAGGUUUUUGCGGUCAUAUUGCCAGGACCGGCAGGGGAAGUGGUCGGGUUAUAUCCCCUGGGCAGAGAUGGCCCAAAACUCACUCCGCCACUCCUCUACUAACCUUACUCCUUUCCAGUGUGUGUUAGGUUAUCAGCCGGUCCUGGCACCUUGGCAUCAGAGCCAGAUCGAGUUUCCUGCGGUGGAUGAGUGGUUUCGGUGCUCAGAAGAGACCUGGAACGCUGCUCAUGUACACCUGCAGCGGGCCAUCAGGCGACAAAAGGCGAGCGCCGAUCGCCACCGCAGUGAGGACCGGGUCUGGCUCUCGACCCGAAAACUGCCCCUUCGCCUGCCCUGCCAGAAGCUGGGUCGGGUCCUGAGGAGAUUGAAUGAGGUUUGUUAUAGGUUACAGCUUCCUCUUAAUUACCGUAUUAACCCCUCAUUCCAUGUGUCUCUCCUCAGGCCGGUAGUAGCUGGUCCAUUCCAGGAGUCUGAGGUACGGGAGGUUCUUCUGCCCCCACUGGACAUCGAGGGGGCACCGGCGUACUCGAUCCGGUCCAUCUUGGAUUUGAGGCAUCGGGUGGGGGGCCUGCAGUAUCUCGUGGAGUGGGAGGGGUACGGUCCGGAGGAACGGUGCUGGGUCCUUAGGAGGGACAUCCUCGAUCCCUCCAUGUUGAGGGAUUUCCACUGUAGUCAUCCGACUCGCCCUGCUCCGCGUCCUCCUGGCCGUCCCCGAGGUCAAGGGGGGGGUACUGUCACGAAUUCAGCCGAGGCUGCCCCUCCUCCUUGCUCGGGCAGGCUUCGGCGUUCGUCAUCACCGGAGUACUAGCUACUACCGAUCCAUGUGUCUAUGUUCGACUUAUUUUGUCUUUAUUGGUCACACCGGUUUUCCCAUCAUGUAGUUAUGUUUGCCCUAUUUAACCCUCUGUCUCACACUGUGUGUUGUGCGUGUUUGUUCAUGUUUUGGUUGUCGUUAGUGUGCAGGUUUGUUCCUCCCUGCGUGGAGGUUUUGUUCAUUCAUUUACCUACGAGUAAAGUACGUUUUUCAAUUAGCUCUGUGUCCUGCGCCUGACUUAGUCUACCGCAUACACUGACGCCUUGACACACAUACACACAUUGGAGAUAGACGGCAUUUGUGAGACACAACUGACUCACUGCCCGCUAGACACACACCCACAUACACCCUUCCCCAACUCCCCGACUGUCACUUAGUAACCAGCCAUUAUUUUGAGUGACAACAACUUUGCCAUAAACACAGCUUCAUUAGAUUAGGUUCUGUACUAAAGUUAAAGCUGACGUUGAUAACAACAUCGUUAGGGGAUCUGAGGUCUGAGGUUCCUCUGAUCUGAGUUGUUUCCUGUACUUUAAUUAAUAUGGUAGUUUAAUUACAGGACGUUGAUUAUAAUGUAUGAUAAUGUAUUCUGAUUGAUAAGGGAAGCUCAAGGUAAAGUCUGUCACUGAUUGAAGCAUUCAGACCAUUUGGCUUUCUCAAACACCUCUCACUCUUCAGAGACAUCCGUCAUGACUCUGUCUGUUUCUCGAUCUCCCCCACCUCUCCUCUACUCUUUCUACCUCACUCCCCUUCAUUCUCUGUCUCUCUCUAAUAUAUCCUUCUCUCUCUCUGUGUCUGUCUAUCUCACCAUCUGUCUCUCUCCCCUUUCUCCCUCCUCUCUCUAUGUACUCUUUGGCAGUCUACCCUCUGUGCUUCCUCCCUUUCCGUUCCUCAUUCCCUCUCCUAUCCUCUCUUUGUCUAGUCUCAUCUGUCAGGGAGUGUCUAUGGUCGUGUUUACACUUGACACUUACAUGCGUCUUUAUCAGAAUACGAAGAUCGCAUUGAAAAAAAUGGGUUUGUAUUCAGAUCUGGCUGACCACUUCAGGUUACCGAGGUUAGCUGGCUAGUUAGCUACAAUAGUUAGCUAAUGCCAUCAGAUGUUGUUGUGUUAUUAUCAUAUUUUGCCUAUUCCACCGUUUGUAGAAUGCAUACUGGCAUUUGAAUAUAGCACGGGAAAGGGGAAUCCGGACACACUGUGGACACGGUAGACUCAUUUAAAUGUAGGUGUAGAUGAAUUCCAUGAUCAGAACACUAAAGCUGCAUGAACUGUCAAGUCUAGACAUGGCCUAUAACCAUCACCAGGGGCGCAACUUUCACUGGGGACGGGGGGACAUGUCCGUCCCCACAUUCUGAAAUUGCAUCCCCCCCCAGUUUUAGCAAUAUAAUGUGAUACAAAAAGCGGCAACGGUGUGCUUUAGGACCAUGCGGAUGCCUCCGAGUGGUCGGGUAGGCUGUUUGGAGUGUUUAUUCGACUGGAUUUAGGACUGCACAGACACCACAGAGCGGGCUGACAGGCUGUGUUAAGGCAAAGCUUCUGGAAGGCUGGCUGGACCAGCACAGGAGAGUUGAGCAUGGUUCAGUGUGUAUGUGUUGCGUUCUUUCACAAGUUGUAAAAGGUAGCAGAACAGAAACUGGCUACUCUUUAGUUGCCUGAUGUAGCUGGCAAGGUAACUGCUGUUUAACUUAACAGAAAAAAAUCUAAACUAGUGUUUAUUCGCAGUGCUAGGCUAGUAUUGCAACUGACAUUAGCUAAUGUUUCAUCCCCUCUCGACUGAGGUAAAUGAAUAAGCUACGGUAGUGAGUAGCUACCACAGCCAGGUCAGCUCUAGCCUCUAAUUAUCUGUCAGAUGGCGAUAUGAGGUGGCUAUUAGUAUUAUCUCUCUAUUAUUACUAUCUAACAGCAGUUGUUUGUAUGGAAAUCUUUUGUAGCCUUUGUUUUGUCCCGUUUCAGAAGUAAAUGAACUUGGCAAGCUUUUGCCAGUUGAUGUACUGUUGGAGAGAUAGCUUGCCAAAAGUUGGCUUACAUUAGCUAUUAUUUUUGCCUCAAUCAAACUAGACCUGAAUCAAACAAUGAAACCAUCGGCCAAACGAUUGAAGAUGGAUAUUCUGACGAUUUUUCAGGGCAAUGUGAGUUGUAUUAGUCAGUAUGGAAAUGUAACUUUGCUGAACUUUAUUUCCCUAGCUAAUUCCCUACUUCACACACUGACACAGUCAGUAAUAAACAGCUCUAACGUUACAGGCUUCACUGUCAUGGUGCACAGUAGAGGUCUGCGCGGGACCAAUUUCUUCAUCCCGCUCCCGCCCGCAGCAGCUGGCUUUCUGUACGACUAGCUAUCUUUAUAGCUUACCUUUUAGGAGUGGGAAGAUUCCAGGCAGUGUCAGACAGCCAGGGAAGACCAGUCUAAGGAGCUCAAGUGAAUUUUACAGUAUAUUCAGUGAAUGGUACAAAGUUCCAUCUUGAAUUGAUGGGUAGACCUACAGUAGCUACAUGACAGAAACUUAAGCUUAAAGCUACAGUCCGGGAUCUGGGAAUAAUGGUCAUUUUAAUUAUUGAACCAUUUAUUAUAUUCUUGGAUAAUAUAAUGUGUAAAUGUACACCAAGGUAAUUCUUUGUCAUACCUCAUUUUAGGAGGAUCAGAUGGUGACAUGGGUCUCAGCAGGGUCAGGCAGCCAGUGAAGACCAGUCUGUGACAGAGGUGAGGUGAAUUUUUGCAUAUACACUAUCGGCAAAAAAAAGCAUUCCAGGUGAAGCUGGUUGAGAGAAUGCCAAGAGUGUGCAAAGCUGUCAUCAAGGCAAAGGGUGGCUAUUUGAAGAAUCUCAAAUAUAAAAUAUAUUUUGAUAUGUUUAACACUUUCUUGGUUACAACAUGAAUCCAUAUGUGUUAUUUCAUAGUUUUGAUGUCUUCACUAUUAUUCUACAAUAUAGAAAUAGUAAAAAUAAAGAAAAGCCCUUGAAUGAGUAGGGUUUCUAAAACUUUUGACCAGUACUGUACAACACUUUAUUCUCUCUGUCCAAAAAACACUGGACAAGCCAGAUGCUAUUUUAAGGCAGUCUGACAAACCUCCAAAGUUAAUUUCUAAACUGUAUCAAGGGUUGAUAGAGGCUUUUCCCGAUGAGACAAAAAAUGCAAUACAAAAAUAUGAGGAAGACCUGGGAGAUGCUAUUGAUGAUGAUGAAUGGAUACAGAUAUGUUAGAAUGCCCAGUGUCAUGACUUGCCCUCAUGGACUAAGGAUCAAAGAUUCUGGCUAGGCAAAGGUUUGAACACCCCCUCUCCUGGGGGCCAGUUUUACGACCGGUCGUAAAUUCCAUGCAGAAACGUUAUUUUCCGUGCCAUGCAGUAUUGGGAGAGGGAACUUCCCUGUGGAACAAAGGAAGUCUUCCCGCCAAGACUCCAACAUCCAAAAGUGGAUAAUGAAACAAUAUUCCUACUUCAAAGUAUGUGGGAAAUGGUCGGUGGGGACUUAAAGAACAAUCAUGUCAAAUUUGUUACUAUGUUGUGAUGUCAUUAAAGAUGGUGGAACAACAUAACUGUAUCUCUGGGGGUGUACACUUCCCAGUUAUGAGGUUUGCAUCUAAUUGUUGUGUAAAACGAAUGAUUAAGUAUAAUAAUACUUUUGUGAAGAUAACAAUGUGAUUUUACAUUUUUAACAUUAUAGAUGAGAUUAUUGUUUUCCAUAUUGAUUUGUUCUCAGUCAGUGGCCACGCCCAGAUGAGCACAAACAUGAUGCAAUGCCCCUUUUACCCCGAGGGCAUAAAAAGCCUUGAAAAACGAAUUAACAUUAGACCAGGAAGCGUGAAGCUGAAGCUACACGGCUUAAAAUGGUAAGACCAGGAAGCGCCAUGGCUUAAAAUGGUUGACACUCUACAUAUGUGAAGCGUGAGCUAAACGUUACAAAAUGGUUAGAACAGAAAGACCAGAAAACGUGAGACGGUAGUCCAUACGUUUGAAAUGGUGAGAAACUCUGAAACUCAAUUUCUACACAAGAAGAAGAAACUCACUAGACCAUAGAAUUACCAGUCUGCAGCUGGCAUGUAAAGUAGUCUAGAACUUUCACCUCAGACAACCGUUGGUACAUCAGAAGUAUCUAACUAACAGAUCAACUCUAUGAACUACAGGGUAUGUGUUAUGAGAACUUUCACUAAAGACACGAGUUGGGAAGGACAUUCCCUCUCAGACAACAGUUGGUACAUCUGAAGUUUCUAUUCUAACAGAUCAACUCUACGAACUACAGGGUAUGCGGACUUAUCCAUUCUAACCACAACUACGACCAGAAACUCUACCAAGGACAUUGGAAUCUCUGGUGGGAAAACUAGAGUCCUACAUCAUCAACUCAACUAUCGAAGACUUCCGUGAGCAUAGUUGCCAAAGUAACAACGAUAGUUUGAAUCUCAGUCUCUCCCUUCCACUCUGACCCUCCUUCUACCCAAGCAUUCAUGUUAUUGUUAGUCCAGUCCACUAGGGACCUGUUUUCAUUGUAUUACAUUAGUAAUCAAUAACCUGUGUGUGUGUUUGUGUGUUUGUAUUGUGUUAUUAUUUAGGUAGUUAGUAAAUAAAUAAUUAAGCCAAUUUGUGUAUUGCUGAUUCAUCAAUAAUGUUAGGCUUCUUGCAGGUUAAAGGAUUAUGCAAUGCUCAGAAUGAGACUGAUAAUGGGUAAUUAUGUAAUAAGUGACUGUUAUCGAUAUAUAACAUAUAUAUAUAUAUCUAAGAGUUUAAUUCGGGAGAUGGAAACUUGUUAAACAACUUCUUCCGUGGUGCCACAAAUUCCUAAUAAGUUAAUUGUUACAUGAUUAAUUUAAUCGAGUGACAAUUAAACAUAGUUAGUUGAUUCGAUGAAUAACAGUCAUACAUUAAAGUAAGUCAAGUCACGACAUAUUGGAGCCCCCGUGCGAGGAAUCUAAGAUAGAAUGAGGCCUUACUCUUGAAUUCAGUCUGAAUGAAUUGUGCUGCACGUUACGCUAUACACCCAGAUUACGUUAUACACCAGUAGAGCCGUAGGCAGGAUUUGUUGUUGAGGUGUGUGUUUCCAUUUGAACAAGAUACUAGAGGUUGCCUUCGAUGUUGUAUAUCUGACAAAGAGUGUGUAGGGUGAAUUACUGAAUGCUACGAGCCAGGACAUAUGGGCCGGCCGAUUUAGGUAUUCUAAGAUAUAGUCCCGUUGGGAUGUCUCUCGCAUCUCAGGAGCGAGUUGACUCGGUCAGUAUUAAUUUCUAGAGCGAGGACAUAGGGCCAGCAAUGAUAGAAAUGUUGAUAGAUAUAUUCGUUGACCGGGCCGGAGUUAUUAUCUACAGUGGGGGAAAAAUGUAUUUAGUCAGCCACCAAUUGUGCAAGUUCUCCCACUUAAAAAGAUGAGAGAGGCCUGUAAUUUUCAUCAUAGGUACACGUCAACUAUGACAGACAAAUUGAGAGAAAAAAAUCCUGAAAAUCACAUUGUAGGAUUUUUUAUGAAUUUAUUUGCAAAUUAUGGUGGAAAAUAAGUAUUUGGUCACCUACAAACAAGCAAGAUUUCUGGCUCUCACAGACCUGUAACUUAUUCUUUAAGAGGCUCCUCUGUCCUCCACUCGUUACCUGUAUUAAUGGCACCUGUUUGAACUUGUUAUCAGUAUAAAAGACACCUGUCCACAACCUCAAACAGUCACACUCCAAACUCCACUAUGGCCAAAACCAAAGAGCUGUCAAAGGACACCAGAAACAAAAUUGUAGACCUGCACCAGGCUGGGAAGAACUUAUUUCAUGCAAUAAAAUGCAAAUUAAUUACUUAAAAAUCCUACAAUGUGAUUUUCUGGAUGUUUGUUUUAGAUUCCGUCUCUCACAGUUGAAGUGUACCUAUGAUAAAAAUUACAGACCUCUACAUGCUUUGUAAGUAGGAAAACCUGUAAAAUCAGCAGUGUAUCAAAUACUUGUUUUCCCCACUGCAUAUAUAUAUAUAUAUAUAUAUAUAUAUAUAUAUAUACAUAUACCUACAUACACAUACAUACAUAAAAAUACAUAUACAUAUCCUUUAAAAAAAUAUAUUUCCCUUUAUUACUUUCCAACCCCACCGCCCCUUCCCUAAUUGGAGUAAACUAGUGAACAGCUCUACUUCCAGCUUAUACAUACUAUAUACAUUUUAUGGACACAGACAAUUUUACAAUAAUUAUAUUUUGUUUGUUUUUACUCAUGAACUUCCUCUAUCCUAAACCUCUCCGAUCAUUUUCAUGAUGUCCAUUCGGUUUGCUUCUAUAUGCCAUAUCUUUCUAACUGUGCUCUUUCACAAGAGCUCUCAACCUAUAACCUAUAUACUUAUUAUGGACACAGUAUGCUUUACAUUAGUUAUCUUGCUGUUAUUAGUUGUUGUUAGUUGUUAUUAGUCCCAUCCUUCAACUCCAUUCAACACCACCCAUCUAUCUCUUAACACCAUCCAUAUUGGAUUUCUAUUUGCCAUAUAUUUUUCAACUGUACUGUGAUGUUUUACAAAAGUUCUGAACCCUUCUAUUCUCAUUGUUUCUACAGAUUGUGAAUUGAAAAGAAACAUUUUUUCUAAAAGUAUUAUUAUAUGAUAAAUCAAUUGACUAUGACUUUUCAAAUCACCCAGUAGUUCUAUCUGCAGUGUUAGCUCCAGGUAAAUAUUGCAGUCCUUUAGCCAUUCCUGGACCUGUGUCCAAAAACAAGCUACAAAUGGACAGUACCAAAACAAAUGAUCUAAUGAUUUUGUCUCUUCGCAGCAAAAUCUGCAGCGCUGGGAAGAUUGUAUCCUCCAUAUAAAUAAUAUUAUAUUGGUAGCCAUAUUUUUUUAUUAUAAUUUAAAUUGAAAAAUUCUAAGUUUUGAAUCCGGUGUCAUUUUGCGCUCAGUUCAUAAACACUAUGCCAUGGAAUCAGUACAUAAACAAUCUCUUCACAACUAUUUUGCAAUCUAUAUGGGAUGGCUGUCAAUCCUUUGGUCCUUAAAUGAAACUGGUAUACUUUUUUAUUUAUCACAAUUUUCUUUAACCAAUUAUGUUAUUUAAUGCAGAGCCGACAGACAAGUUCCUUGCUUUUUCCCCCUUCCACUUUUCUCUUCCAUUUUUGCGGUAAUGCUGCAAUUAUUUGGUUGAAAUUUUGGGUAGAGCAGACAUGUCCAUAUGGUUUUGUUAGCUGCAUGUGCGACAUAACUCCACCAGUCCUACAUAUGAUAUCAUUUAUGAAGAUUAUACAUUUUUAAAACAUAAAAUAAAGGUUUUAUUUCAAUUAGUAUAUUUGAGUUUAACCACAAUAUUUGUUGCAUUAUUUGUUCUGUUGUUUCUGGAGGAUUAAAUUGAAAUUGCAACCAACUUUCUAUGGCUUGUUUUAGAAAUAGUGAUAUAGAGAACCAGUUCGGAUUUAAGUAUAACUUUUGUAUGACUGAAGCUUUUAGUGAUAGGUCUAAUGCUUUAAUAGUUAAUAAUUUCUGUCCUCCAAAUUCAUAUUCAUGAUAUAAAUAGGCCCGUUUAAUUUUUUCUGGCUUGCCGUUCCAAAUAAAAUGGAAUAUUUUUUUCUCAUAUAAUUUAAAAAACUGUUCGCUAGGCGUAGGCAAGACCAUAAGCAAAUUGGUAAACUGGGAUAAUACUAAAGAGUUAAUCAGGGUGAUUUUUCCACAAAUUGACAUGUAUUUACCUUUCCAUGGUAGCAAGAUCUUAUCUAUUUUUGCAAACUUUCUAUUAAAAUGUAUCGGAAGUGAGAUCAUUCAUUUAAUUUGGGAUAUGUAUUCCGAGUAUAUUCACAUCACCAUCAGACCAUUUUAUUGGUAAACUACAUGGUAAUGUAAAGUUUUUAUUUUUUAGUGAUCCAAUACGUAAUAUAGUACAUUUAUCAUAAUUUGGUUGUAAUCCAGAGAGGUUAGAAAUGUAUCUAGAUUCUCUAUGAGGCUGUGGAGGGAUUCAAGUUGUGGAUUUAAAAGAAAACAUGAAUCAUCAGCGUACAAUGACACCUUUGUAUUUAAGCCCUGGAUUUCUAAUCCCUUGAUAUUAUUGUUGGAUCUGAUUUUAAUAGCUAACAAUUCGAUGGCCAUAAUAAAUAUAUAUAUAUAUAUAUGCCCAUAGUGGACAAACUUGUUUCACUCCUCUUGACUGUUUAAAACUUUCGGAGAAAUAGCCAUUAUUUACUAUUUUACACCUAGGGUUACUAUACAUGAUUUUAACCCAUUUUAUAAGAGAUUCUCCAAAAUUAAAAUGCCCCAGGUAUUUAUAUAUAAACCCCAGUCAUACCUUAUCAAAUGCCUUUUCAAAGUCUGCUAUGAAUAGCAGGCCUGGUUUCCCAGAUUUUUCAUAGUGUUCUAUUGUUUCCAGUACUUGCCUUAUAUUAUCUCUAAUGUAUCGUCCAUGUAAAAAACCUGUCUGAUUAGAAUGAAUAAUGGCCGACAAAACCUUUUUCAUUCUAUGCGCUAUACAUUUUGCUAGAAUUUUUGCAUCAUAACACUGAAGUGUAAGGGGCUUCCAAUUUUUUAAAUGGACUGGACCUUUAUAUUUUCCACUUGUAUCCUGUUUCAGUAAUAAUGAAAUCAGACCUUAUUUUUGAGUGUCUGAUAAUCUACCAUUUACAUAGGAGUGGUUCAAACAUUCUAAUAAUGGUCCUCUGAGUAUAUCAAAAAAGGUUUGGUAUACCUCGACUGGUAUGCCAUCCAACCCUGGAGUUUUCCCAGACUUAAAGUCUUUAAUUGCAUCCAGAAGUUCCUCUUCUGUAAUUUCACCUUCACAUUAGUCUUUCUUUAUGGCUGUUAAUUUUACAUUAUCAAUAGAAAAAAAAUCUCUACAAUUAUCUUCAAUUAGAGGAGAUGGAGGCUACUGAAACGAAAACACAUGCUUAAAGUACUCUGUUACCUCCUUCAAGAUAUCAUUUGGUGAAUCAUGGGUGACUCCGUCAUUUGUAACCAGUUUCAGUAAAUUAUUUUUGGUAGCAUUUCUAUGUUGAAGAUAAAUACAAAAAAUUGUGCAUUUUUCCCCAUAUUCCAUCCAGUUUACUUUAUUUUUAUAAUAUAUUACACUUGGUCUUUCUUGAAUAAGUUUCUCCAUUUCUUUUUGUUUUUCCUCUAAUUUAUUCUGAGCCUCUAUGUUACAGUUUUUAUUGAUAUCUAUCUGUUCUGUUAGACCUUCUAUGUCCUUUGUUAGUAUGGACUCUUUUGAGCUAAAUUGCUUUUGUUUUCGAGAUGAGUAUUUAAAAGUGUCCCAUACAAUAAGGGGAUUUGCUGUAGCUAUGUUAUGUCAGAAAAAAAUCAGUUAUAAAUUCCUCUGUCCUAGUUAAAAACAAGUGAUAAUCCAAUAGGCUUUGAUUACAUUUCCAAUAUCCUCGCCCACGUGGAAAUUCAGUAAGAGUAAUGCAUUUGUCAAUUAGUUAACUCCAAUUAGGGGAGGGAUGGUAGGUUUAGGGGAAAAUAAUAAAGGAAAAUAUAUAGACAAAUAUUUACCCAAAAAUAUAUGGGGGAUUGGAAAUGAGGCAGACAAUUACAUUGAUGGAAGACACAAUCUAUAUGCAAUAUUAAAGAUGAUCUACCCCCCCCCAAAAAAAAAAAAAAAAGUAUUAUUAUUCUAAAACCAAAGUUGCGCCCCUGACCAUCACUCUCUCUGACUGGGGGAGUCUCUCUCUCUCUCUCUCUCUCUCUCUCUCUCUCUCUCUCCUCUCUCUCUCUCUCUCUCUCUCUCUCUCUCUCUCGCUCUCUCUCUCUCUCUCUCUCUCUCUCUCUCUCUCUCUCUCUCUCUCUCCUCUCUCUCUCUCUCUCUCUCUCUCUCUCUCUCUCUCUCUCUCUCUCUCUCUCUCUCUCAGUUCCAUACAAAAUGCCUUUAUUGGCAUGGGAAAUGUGUUUACAUUGCCAAAGCAAGUGAAAUAAACAAUAAACAAAAGUGAGAAGACACAAAACAACACCAACAAAAAAACUAUGAGAAAUGUAACAUUGCACUCACAAAGUUUUCAAAAUGAAAAAUACAUGUUUGUCACGGAAUCUGCCGAGGCUGCUCCGCCUCCUUGCUCGGGCAGGUUUCGGCGGUCGUCGUCCCCGGAGUACUAGCUGCCACCAUUGUAUGUUUCUAUGUUCGUUUGCUUUUGUCUGAUUGUUGUACACCUGUGGUUAGUUAGCGUUGAUUAUGUGUCCUAUAAGUUCUCAUUUUGUUAGUCAGGUGUUGUGUGUUAUUGAGCGUCCUGUCUACGUGUCGGUAUUGGUUUUCCCUCCUUGUGUGUUAGGAGAGGUUUUCGCACUUUGUGUGCGCUUAUGUAUUUUUCCUGUUUGUUUACGCCUGUGUGCGUAUCGCUCGUCUCCGGGCACUUUUGCUCGUAUUUAAUCACUAAAGACUGUUGUACGAAGCUUCUGUGUCCUGCGCCUGAUUCCCGCACCUUCCACAUACAGCACACCUUGACAGAAUAACACACCAAGAUGGAAUCAGCAGGAACAGCACUAGCAUCCGAGUACCUGGAGGAGCGCGUCCGCGAGCAGAACGACCAGAUCAACCGGAUCGGGACCGACCUUCAGGACUUAAUACACACUCUGCACCGAUGGGAGAACAGAGGGGCACCCACAUCUCCCCCUACCUUGCCAUCACCAUCGGCCAGUCUGCCCAUCCAAGCUCCGGAACCCAGUGGGAUUCGGCUCUCGCUCCCGAGGGCGUAUGAUGGUACCGCUGCCGGGUGUCAGGGGUUCCUCCUGCAGGUGGAACUAUACCUGGCCACCGUACACCCGGCGCCUUCGGGACACGAGAGCGUUUCCGCCCUCGUCUCCUGUCUCACCGGCAAGGAGUUGGAGUGGGCCAACGCCGAAUGGAGGAGGAUAGACGCCGCCACAAUCACAUACGCGGAGUUCUCCCGCCGCUUCAGGGCUGUGUUCGACCAUCCACCUGAGGGGAAAGCGGCGGGGGAGCAUCUAUUCUACCUCCGGCAGGGGAGGAGGAGCGCCCAGGAAUUUGCACUGGAGUUCCGGACUCUAGCGGCUGACGCAGGGUGGAAUGAGCGGGCCCUCAUCGAUCAUUAUCGUUGUAGUCUUCGGGAGGACGUCCGUCGGGAGCUGGCCUGCAGGGAUACUAGUCUCAGGUUCGACCAGUUGGUGGACAUGUCCAUCCGGCUGGACACCCUACUGGCCACCCGCGGACGUUCCGAGUGGGGUUCGUCCAUUCCACCCUCCAGCACCUCCGAGCCGAGCCCUAUGGAGCUCGGGGGUGCUGGCGCUAGAGAGAAGAGGGGAAGGAGCACGAGGGGGGCCAUCCCCUGCACCAACUGUGGCCGUGGAGGACACACCGCGGCCAGGUGUUGGGGAGGGUCUCCUAGGGGAGAGGACAGCAGGCCCUGCACUGGGGAGUCCUUCCAGGUGAGUAGGCGUCCCACUUACCCAGAGCUCUCUGUUGUGCACUUCUGUAUACCUGUGCGAUUUCCACAGGUUGCACCUCAUUCCCAGCAUAAGGCGCUAGUAAAUUCAGGCGCAGCUGGGAAUUUUGUUGAUCGUAAAUUUUAGGGAUUCCCCUACUUCCUGUUGACAUCCCAUUUCCUGUUCAUGCCCUAGAUAGCCGUCUGUUGGGAUCGGGGUUGAUCAGGGAAGUCACAGCGCCACUUAGGAUGUGUACGCAGGGGGGUCAUGAGGAGACUAUCCAGCUAUAUCUUAUCGACUCUCCUGCGUAUCCGGUGGUGCUGGGAAUUCCCUGGUUGAGUACCCAUGAUCCUUAUAUUUCGUGGCAAGAGGGCUCUUAAGGAGUGGUCUGCCCAGUGUGAGAGGAGAUGUUUGGGUGUUUCCGUGGGGGCGACCUCGGUGGAGAGUCCAAACCAGGUGUCCUCACUGCGCAUUCCCACUGAGUAUGAGGAUUUGGCACUUGUGUUAAGUAAAUCAAGGGCGACGCGUUUGCCUCCUCAUAGACAGGGAGAUUGUGCGAUAGACCUCCAGGCAGGAGCAGCGCUUCCGCGGAGCCAUGUGUAUCCUCUGUCCCAAGAGGAAAAGAGGGCUAUGGAAACCUACAUAGCCGAAUCUCUAAGACAAGGAUACAUACGGCCCUCCACUUCUCCUGCGUCCUCGAGCUUCUUUUUUGUGAAGAAAAAGGAUGGAGGGUUGCGCCCGUGCAUAGAUUACCGUAGUCUCAAUCAGAUCACUGUGAAGUACAGUUAUCCACUCCCUCUGAUUGCGAACAUGACAGAGUCUUUGCACGGAGCCCGUUUCUUCACGAAACUGGAUCUCAGGAGCGCAUAUAACUUGGUGCGCAUUAGGGAGGGCGAUGAAUGGAAAACGGCAUUUUGUACCACCUCGGGUCAUUACGAGUAUCUCGUCAUGCAAUACGGGUUGAUGCAUGCUCCUUCAGUCUUCCAAUCCGUGGAUGAGAUUUUCAGGGACAUGCAUGGGCAGAGUGUGGUCGUGUACAUAGAUGACAUCCUGGUUUACUCGCCUACCCGAGACGAGCAUGUAGCCCUGGUGCGUCGUGUGUUGGGUAGGCUGUUGGAGCACGACCUGUAUGUCAAGGCAGAGAAAUGUCUGUUUUUCCAGGAGUCGGUCUCCUUUCUGGGUUAUCAGUUAUCCGCGUCAGGGGUGAAGAUGGAGAUUGACCGGGUGUCAGCCGUGCGUAAUUGGCAAACCCCAACCACCGUGAAAGAGGUGCAGCAGUUUUUGGGUUUUGCGAAUUACUACCGGAGGUUUAUCCGGGGUUUUGGACAGGUGGAAGCUCCCAUAACGUCUCUUCUGAAGGGGGGUCCGGUGCGAUUGCAGUGGUCAGCGGAGGCGGACAGGGCAUUUGGGAGUCUGAAGGCCCUGUUUACCUCGGCUCCAGUGCUUGCGCAUCCGGAUCCCGCCUUACCAUUUCAGGUAGAGGUAGACGCGUCUGAGGCUGGUAUAGGGGCCGUGCUAUCACAACGGUCUGGUACGCCACCUAAACUCCGCCCCUGUGCCUUCUACUCUAAAAAGCUCAGCCCGUCGGAGCGGAAUUAUGACGUAGGAGACAGGGAGCUGUUAGCCAUGGUUCAAGCCCUAAAGGUGUGGAGACAUUGGCUUGAGGGGGCUCAACACCUUUUUCUCAUUUUGACUGACCACCGUAACCUGGAGUACAUUCGGGCAGCUAGGAGACUGAACCCUCGCCAGGCUCGGUGGAACAUGUUUCUAACCCGGUUUGUAUUUAAAAUCACGUACAUCCCUGGGUCCCAGAACGGUAAGGCAGACGCCCUGUCCCGGCGGUAUGACACAGAGGAGAGGUCCGUUGAGCCCACUUCCAUACUGCCGGAGUCUUGUCUAGUGGCACCGGUAGUGUGGGAGGUCGAUGCUGAAAUCGAGCGGGCGUUGCGUACCGACCCUAGCCCUCCACAGUGUCCGGUGGGUCGGACGUACGUUCCGCUCGAGGUUCGGGAUCGACUUAUUUAUUGGGCUCACACGUCACCCUCCUCUGGACAUCCAGGUAAUGGCCGGACAGUGCACUGCCUUAGCGCUAAGUACUGGUGGCCAACGUUAGCCAGGGAUGUGAGGGUUUAUGUCUCCUCCUGUUCGGUGUGCGCCCAGUGUAAGGCGCCCAGACAUCUGCCCAGGGGUAAGUUACAACCCCUGCCCGUUCCACAAUGACCCUGGUCUCACCUCUCGGUGGACUUUGUUACAGACCUUCCCCCCUCUCAGGGGAAUACCACCAUACUGGUCGUUGUGGAUCGGUUCUCUAAAGCCUGUCGUCUUCUCCCAAUGCCAGGUCUUCCCACUGCCUUGCAGACCGCUGAGGCACUAUUCACCCACGUCCUCCGGCAUUACGGGGUACCCGAGGAUAUAGUGUCUGAUCGAGGUCCCCAGUUCACCUCCCGAGUCUGGAGAGCGUUCAUGGAGCGCCUGGGGUUCUCGGUGAGCCUUACCUCGGGAUACCAUCCGGAGAGUAAUGGGCAGGUAGAACGUGUGAACCAGGAUGUGGGUAGGUUUCUGAGGUCGUAUUGCCAGGGCCGGCCGGAGGAGUGGGCGAGGUAUAUUCCCUGGGCAGAGAUGGCCCAGAAUUCUCUUCGCCACUCCUCCACCAACCUAACCCCUUUCCAAUGUGUGUUAGGUUACCAGCCGGUUCUGGCACCGUGGCAUCAGAGCCAGAUCGAGGCCCCUGCGGUGGAUGAAUAGGUAAGGCGCUCGGAGGAGACGUGGAACGCUGCACACGUCCAUCUGCAGCGGGCCAUCCGUCGACAAAAAGCAAGCGCCGAUCUCCACCGCAGUGAGGGGCCGGUGUACGCACCUGGAGAUCGAGUCUGGCUCUCGACCAGAAACGUACCCCUCCGCCUGCCCUGCCGGAAGCUGGGUCGGCGGUUUGUAGGGCCCUUUAAAUUCCUGAGGAGAUUGAACGAGGUGUGUUAUAGGUUACUACUACCUAUUGAGUAUAAGAAUAUUAACCCCUCGUUCCAUGUGUCUCUUCUCAGGCCGGUGGUAGCUGGUCCACUCCAGGAAGGUGAGAUAGCAGAGACUCCUCCGCCCCCCAUUGGACAUCGAGGGGGCUCCGGCGUACACAGUUCAGUCCAUCUUGGAUUCGAGACGUCGGAUGGGGGGUCUCCAAUAUCUCGUGGAGUGGGAGGGGUACGGCCCGGAGGUGCGGUGCUGGGUGCCGAGGAGGGACAUCCUAGACCCGUCUCUCCUGACUGAGUUCCACCGUAGUCACCCUACGCGCCCUGCACCGCGUCCUCCUGGUCGUCCCCGAGGCCGGGGUCGGCGCACGGCUGGAGCCGCGCGUCAAGGGGGGGGUACUGUCACGGAAUCUGCCGAGGCUGCUCCUCCUCCUUGCUCGGGCAGGUUUCGGCGGUCGUCGUCCCCGGAGUACUAGCUGCCAUCAUUGUAUGUUUCUAUGUUCGUUUGCUUUUGUCUGAUUGUUGUACACCUGUGGUUAGUUAGCGUUGAUUAUGUGUCCUAUAAGUUCUCGUUUUGUUAGUCAGGUGUUGUGUGUUAUUGAGCGUCCUGUCUACGUGUCGGUAUUGGUUUUCCCUCCUUGUGUGUUAGGAGAGGUUUUCGCACUUUGUGUGCGCUUAUGUAUUUUUCCUGUUUGUUUACGCCUGUGUGCGUAUCGCUCGUCUCCGGGCACUUUUGCUCGUAUUUAAUCACUAAAGACUUUUGUACGAAGCUUCUGUGUCCUGCGCCUGAUUCCCGCACCUUCCACAUACAGUACACCUUGACAAUGUUAAGUGUUAUCAGCUAUGUACAGUGUUUUAGCAAUGUGCAAAUAGUUGUAGUACAAAUAGUAGGGGAAGAUACAUAAACAGAUAAAUAUUGGUGGUAUUUACAAUGUUGUUUGUGCUCCACUGGUUGCCCUUUUCUCAUGGCAACAGACCACAAAUAUUGCUGCUGUGAUUGCACACUGCGGUAUUUUGCCUAAGAAAUACGGGAGUUUAUCAAUGUUUGAUGUGUUUUCAAAUUCUUUGUUUGUCUGUGUGAUCUGUGGGAAAUAAUCUCUCUCUUUGUCUCUUCCUCUCUCUCUCUCUCACUCACACACCGCAGGGGAGACCCCAAAGCUUCAUACUCACAGCAAGUAAGACUGAAUUUUAUAGAAAUUCCUCUGGUACACUGAGUGUACAAAACAUUAAGGACCCUUUCCUAAUAUUUAGUUGACCCCUUACCCAUCCCCCCACCCCCCUUCCCACACACACACACACACACACACACACACACCUGGAUUCACCUGGUCAGUCUAUGUCAUGGAAAGAACAGAUGUCCUGUGUAUAUAUAUAUAUAUAUAUAUAUAUAUAUAUAUAUACACACACACACACAAACAUCCACAAACAAACACGCACACACAAAAACACAAACACAAUGGAAAAAUAAGAAAGCUGCAUGUCAUUUAUUGUCAGCUAAACAGGCAUUUGGGAGUUUUGGGAAAUGGGGGUGGAAUAAGAAUGUAUUUUUGCUUACCACUCUAUUUCUUUGUGUUCUCUGUGUGCACAGCAACAUGCUGUGUGAGAGAUUAGAGAUAGAUUUAGAACCCAGUAGCUACAGCGAUAAUACUGAACUCAAACCAUGUCACCCCGCUCCUCCGCACACUCCACUGGCUUCCAGUUGAGGCUCGCAUCCACUACAAGACCAUGGUGCUUGCCUACUGCGCUGUGAGGGGAACGGCACCUCCUUACCUUCAGGCUCUGAUCAGACACUACACCCAAACGAGGGCACUACGUUCAUCCACCUCUGGCCUGCUAGCCCCCUACCUCUACGGAAGCACAGUUCCCGCUCAGCCCAGUCAAAGCUAUUCGCUGCUCUGGCACCCCAAUGGUGGAACAAGCUCCCCCACGACGCCAGGACAGCAGAGUCACUGACCACCUUCUGGAGACACUUGAAACCCUACCUCUUUAAGGAAUACCUGGAAUAGUAUAAAAGUAAUCCUUCUACCCCCCCCCCCCCUCCCCCGUCCCCCACCCCCCUAUAAAAAAAAAGUGGUUGUCCUAAGCUAUCAUAAGUUGAAUGCACCAAUUUGUAAGUCGCUCUGGAUAAGAGCGUCUGCUAAAUGACGUAAAUGUGAAUGAUAAACUGGCUGUGGUUGGAGUUUGUUUCACUGGGCACAAGCGUGGCCUCAUGCUGGUUCAAGCCCAACAUUGUCAACACUGCUGCACACACAGAUACACCCUGUCACCCUGGGCGUGUGUGUGUGUACCCACAGAUGACGGCGUUCUGUGUGUUUGCGUUAAUUUGUGUGUGUGUGUGUGUGUUUAUACUGCUAUUCUGUUAUUCAGGGGCAGAGAGAGGCAGAGCAGCUGAAGGUUAAAGAGAUGAGAGAUGACGGGACAGUGUUUUUGUCAUUGGGAGUAAAGUUAAGAAAUUAGGGUUCCCAAACGGUUAUUUGGGGAGGGUGACGGUUCUAUGAGGAACCAUACUGAUCCAAAGAACCCUAUGAGCCCUUCAAUGGUUCUUUAAAGCUAAAAAAAUGGUUAUUUCCUCUUUUGGUGAUAAUUCAAAUGUAGGGGCGGCGGCUCAUUAUAAUAUUUGGGGUAGUGGUUUGUCCAUAGUGCUUUCUGUGCAGCCGUGAGUGAGAGUGACAUUCCAGUUGAUCUAAUCGGUUGUGUUAUGCUUUAUAUGUUAUUGCUGACUAUGGCUAGUGACCGUGUCUUGUGACACACUCCUGUAUGGUCUUGUGUCAAUUGAGAAUGAUUGACUUAGUCAUUCUCUUCUCAGGGACCCCCAACAGUUCCAGAGCUAGCACACCUGAUUCAACUUGUUAAUAAACAUAAGAAAACCUACAGAAUUUUAAUAUGGCUGUUACACCAGAAUAAAAAAUACUUUAUGGUUCUACAAUGUACCUUUGAGAUUGAGAAAGGAUCUUUGUAGAACCAUUCUCCAUAAAGGUUCUAUAAAGAACUGUAAAAGUGUUUUAUAUAGCCCCAAAAAGGGUUGUAACCAUAGCAGAACAAUUUUUUGGUGCUCUAUAGAACCUUUUUAUAAUGGUUAUUUGUAGAACCUUAGGAAAGGGAUCUUUAUAGCACCAUACAGGUUCCAUUUAGAACAUUCAAAAAAAGGUUCCAUAAUCACCUCAUUUUCAACGGAAAUAUGGGCGGGGUCUGUUUAAGUUUUUUUGUGGGGGACUUCCGGCUAAGCACUUCCGGCCAAUAGUUCGCAGCUAGCUAGCUAACUAACUCAGUAUCGCUUCUCACAACUUUCCAAACAUGGAUUCACGCAAAACUGGCCUUUUAUGUUCGUUAAGGGGAUGCCACAAUAACUGGCAGAAACGGAAGCUGUUCAUGCAGGAGUGUUUUGACCACCAAACUUUUUUUAGGAGCAAGUGCAGUUGUGAGGCGCCUUUUGAUUUUCACCCACCACCCACAAGGAGUCUCUUUGGCUUUGGCUCAAAGCAUUGAACUUGAAGAAACCCCCAAACCGACCCUAUGUGUGUUCCUAUCACUUGGUGGACAAAAGGCCGACUGAAGAGCACCCUUUCCCUUAGAAGUGGCUGGUCUACGAUGCUCCAGUACAGACCAGAAGGCGACAUCUCAUCAGGACAUCAACACAUACAGGUAGCUGUUAGCAAGCUGCUACUCGCUAGCUAUUGUCACAGAUGGGUGUCCUGAAUCAGGCAGAAGUUAGCUAGCUUAGCUAAUUAUGUUACUAGUUGGUAGCCACUCCUAAGUCCUAACAUACUGUAGCUCGCUAACUGUUGCCUAGCUUACUCACUUAGUUGGCUAGCUUGAGGGCAGCCCAUCUGAUAUAGUGUUGCUCGCUAACUAGCCUAGCUAGUUAGUCCCUACAUUGUUAGCAAUCCAACAACUUCUGUCUGACAAUGUCUCCCCCAUGCCAUGAUUAUCCCCAUCAUUGCUGGCAUGCCACUGGUGAUGCUCAUGAAAUGUCUAACUAGCAAAAGUAUUAACCAUUCAAGUGUUUUCUUUUUUUUUUACCAUGACCAGUAGGCUGUCUGUAUUUUAUUGUGUUAAACUUGUGGUCUCUCUAAUGUUUGUUUGACAGAUGAAGACAACUGUCGUGAUGCAGAGUCUGAGUCUGAGUGUGCCAAUGCCACCACAGCAUAAAGAUGCUGAUACUCAAUGGGAGGUUCCAGCACUGACUGAUCACAGCUACGUGUCAAGAGAACCAGUCAACAAGCCCACCUGCCACAAACAAACCCAAAUGUGGUGGUGCAGAGCCAUUGACCCACACCAUCCUGAGGAAUGACACUAACUCAGUGUUGUAUACUGGCCUUCCUCUUAGUGUUUGUGCAGAAAUUCUACACGGCUAACUUCAAAAUGCAUAUCACUGAUCAAAUACUGAUAACCUUGAUGAAGCUGAAGCUGAAUCUACUCCAGGGUGAUCUUGCUGAACGAUUUGCUGUGUCCCAGGGAGUAGUGAGCAGAAUCCUUUCCUACUGGAUUGACACAAUGGAGGAGCACAUGAGGAUCUACAUUCCAUGGCUGCCGAGGGAGACGAUCCAGAACACAAUGCCUCAGUGCUUCAAAGUUCUCCAACACCACUUGUAUCAUCGACUGCUCUGAAACCACUCUUGAGAAAGCACACUCUCGAUUCCAGAGGGGAGUCAUACAGCCACUAUUAUUCCAGCAAUACUCUCAAGUAUUUGGUUGCCAUUGCUCCAUGUGGACUCAUUAUGUUAAUUUCUCCUGUAUAUGGAGGCAGAUGCAGUUACAAGUUCAUCACCCAAAACUCUGGCUUCCUGGAAUACCUUAGGGCUGGCGAUUAAGUUAUGGCAGACAGGGACUUCACCAUCCGGAAUCUUCUGUCUGAGAGGAAGGUAAACCUUGCCAUACCAGCCUUCACUCAGAAAGGAGACCAGCUGUCUGAUGAGGAUGUCACAAGCACAAGAAGGAUAGCUAAUGUACGUAUACAUGUUUAGAGAGUUAUCAGACGACUCAAGGUGUUCAAAAUCCUCUCCCAGACUGUUCCCAUCAACCUGACGCACAAAAUGGACAAAGUCCUUAGAAUCUGUGUAGCACUUGUUAACAUGCAGGGUGAGAUCAUCCAUGAGGAUGCCAAGUGAGCAGUGAGAAUGUUCAUACAUUUGAAAUGUAACUUUAUACACUAUAAUUUCAUCUACAUGAGAUACUGUGUGUAUAUAUAGUUUCCUAUUUAAUUUAAUCAGAAUCAUUUUAAUGUUCCUACAUUAGAAAUGUACUGUAACUUUGCCUGUUCAUUAUAAUUACAGGCAUCCAAUAGGUGCUGUUAUCAUGCCUUCUUCAAUCUAUUUAUAAUACAUUUUCUUCAACACCAAAAUAUCUAACAGACCAAGAGGGAAGACAACUGUUUAGGAAGUGCCACACUGUUUUAUUAAUUUGUGCCCUUGAAAACCAAACCAGAAUCAAACUGAAAACACAUUUGAAACCCUUAGACAUGCCUCCUCGUCCUUCAUUUAAAAAUGUUAAGUAUAAAAAAAAUGUCAACAAAGUUGAAUUUCAUAGUGGUUUUUUUAACACCAUCAUUUGUCAAGUGUAAGAUGAAUUAAGGUAUGCUUAGAUAAGUGCCAUAUGAAAAGGGCUAUACAAGGUACAAUAAAAAUAUUCAUAAAUCAUAAGGAGUUAUCCGUAGGCAUUAGAUAAACAUGUAUGAAGAGAGCUGUACAAGGCAAGAUAUAAAAAAACACACCAAGAAUUAUGCAAAUAUAAUCAGGUAAAUGUGCAUAUGAAGAGAACUGUGCAAGACAAAAAAACACCAAUCAAGAGUUAUGCUUAGAUAAUAAGGUAGAGCUGACAGAGAGCUUUACAAGGCACACAAUAUAGGAACUAUUUAAAAACACAGAAGUAUUAGGCCCCUAGACACCACAUAGAUGAACAUAUUUGGAGCACAUUGUCACGGUUUCGGCCGAGGCUGCUCCUCCUCCUGGUUCGGGCAGGCUUCGGCGGUCGUCGUCCCCGGAGUACUAGCUGCCACCGAUCUAUGUUUCAUGUUCGUUUGGUUUUGUCUUGAUGUUGUACACCUGUGUCUUGUUAGUCCUCGUUAGUGUCCUAUUUAGUUCUCGUUGUGUGUGUUUGUCUUUGUGUGUGAUUGCUCUUCUGUUUCGUGUUCGAGCUACGUACUUCCCUUCAGUUUUUUGGAGAGGUUUUUCGCACGUGUUAGUGCGCCGUUUGUUUGACGCCUGUGUGUGCCGUUAUUUCGCCUUCGGGCUUAUUGUGCUUAUUUUCUACGUGAAUAUUGCACUAAAGUCUUUUGGACUGAGCUUCUGCGUCCUGCGCCUGAUUCAUGCACCACACCCACCUUCAGCACCCCUUGACACACAUACAGUAGUUAGCCUGCCUGACUGGAACUCAUCUACUAUCCUUGGCAGCAAAUGUGUGAAAUAGAAUGCCUUCAGUUUAGGGAUAACAUCAGCACAGAACUUCACAUCAAAAGGCACAUCAAUAACAACCGGCUCGGAUGGAGACCAGACAAGCAGUUUGCAUCUCUCCAGUCCUGUGCAGAACAUGCCCAUUUGCACCUGCAUGUAGUACACACAGGCUCCAUUAGGUGGCAGCUGAGGAACCCCAUCCACCAGCUUCACAUCGGUGAGUUUGCAAGAGAACAGUUCAGUCAGAGACAGUGGCGGUUUUACACGGAGGCCGGGGGAGGCCCGUGCCUCCCUGGAAAUGUCCCUGGCCACCCCUGUGGCCCCCCCGUGCUGACCAAAUAAAAAAUUAUGAAUUUAUAACUAUUUUACACGCGAGCGCCAAAAGCGGAACUAAUGCAACGCUCUACACGGCAACGUUCUACACGGGUAAAUUAGAGUGGCGCACCCAAAAACUGUAUCCUGCCAUCUGCCUGCCUGCCACGUGUGGUGCUGCUUCGGUGAAUGAGAGCUCAGCAACUACUAUUUGCGAGAGGAGCUACGAUUUGCAGGAGUCGAAGGUAGUGAAAAACGAUUUAAUAUCAUAAGUGACUUGUUGUUCUUGCACAUAGCCUACAUGUUCCUCAGAGAUUCACACUUCUUACUCAGAACAGGACAUUUGAUUUCUAGAAGUUAUUGAGAGUUUAACACUGGGCAUCUGGGCUUGCAGAAAGCCAUGACACACUACUGUGCCUCUACUCUCCAGACUAAACCUGCAGCUCUCCAUCCAUGUGUAGGCCACCUGUUCGUUCUCCUUGCCAUAUGUGGUUGAUGCCGUUUUCACCAUGAGGCUGCUGUAGCUGUGUGGCUGCUGCUGGAACCUGAUGACUGGUUUAGCUUUGAUGCACUUGUGCAGAAGGCUCCCCACUGGAAUAUUGGCCCCUUCCAAACUCUUCUUAAGUGCGUUGUGGGAGUGGUACGCAGGAGUUGGAGGUAGAGAUGGAGAAGCGGCUGGGGUGCUGUCAGAGAACUCGUCACUUGGUUUGUUACGUUUGAAACAGAUCUCGCUCAACAUUUUUGGAGCUAAAUUCCACUUCAUCCCCGAGUUCCACUGGCAUUACUCAUCUGUACAGGACACCCCUGUCAAUCCUCCAUACACAGCAUUACGCACCUUCAACAAAACACUACAGUUAGAAUAGUCAAUUACAGUACAGAACACUAGUUUACAUGAUGUUCACAGCUGACUAGUUUACACAGUUUCCUUUUAACUAGUAGGUUUAGGUUAUGUUGGUAAUUUCCUAUUUGAUUGUAAAACUCACCUUGAUUCUCACCUCAUUGCCAUUCAAGAUUAGACUGAUAUACUUAUAUAACCAAAAACCGUUUGUGUAUGUUGUAAUAGUUAACGUUAUCAGUUCUGGUCAGUGAUGUGGUAUCAUCACAAUUAGUUAGCUAGCUAAGUAACUAGCUAACGUCAAACGUAUCAGUCAUAGAAAUGGUUAUGAUAAACAAAAAGCCAGCGAGCCAUCUACCUUCCAUAGUAUUGUAGCUGCAUGACUGCAAGACUUCCCCUGCAACACAAGAACACCCUGCAGGCUCCACCGUGCCGACAGAUGAUACAAGAAUCCAGGCAGAAUGAUGGUGUGUUGACAGGGCUGGACAUCUGCUUUGAGAAACACCAGGUUGUCAUCCUCAAGACAGUGAAUAAGCACCCGCGCAACAUUGCCGCUGUGGAGGUAUUGAUAUGCCUCUGUGCUUUUGUAGCUCCUCAUCUCUGACCCAUCAACACUGACAAAAUAAUUGAAGAUGUCUUCGUAGGUUAUAUGUGGCCAUUUUUCAUAUCGUCCUCCCACUCUUGAAUAAUCCGCGGAUGUGGUACAGACUUGCCAUUCGACUUUGAAAGGUUUUUCUUGGUAUGAUCCCACAACAUUUUGAGCUAGCUAGCUAACGUUCGCUAAAUGGCAAGAACGCCAUAAUGAAAGUCCUCCACAAAACAGAACGUUCUGACAUUGUUUUGUUUACAGGUUCUUAAAUAAGGUGAAUAGCACCAUCAAGGUUUCAGCUAACAUUACAAGCCAAAUAACUCUUAUUCGGCACUAUUUAGAACCAUUUGUUUUUAGUGUCUACACAUUUUAUAUAAAAAAGGAUAAGUAGCAUAUUUUUUUUAUGUGAGCAUGCUUUUUUCCUCUGAGAAAACAACAGCUGUUUCAAAGGGGAUGUGGCAGAUUUCAAAACUGUUCCACAGAAGGAUACACCUGAGCAUCCUCCGCCGCAAUAGGCAAUCAAGGAGAUGAGCAAACUCUUACCAAGCACGCCUAAAAAAUGAGCCAGAAACAACAAUACCAUGCACCCACUAGUAGUCAAAAGGUUGUUGGCGCUCCAAAUAUAUGGUACGGUGCUGUAUUCUGUGGGUGGAAUUAAAGUACCAUUUGAAAUACAGCAAUUCUUUCCCCAACCACAAAAUGUUCCCACAAUGCAACAUUACUGUAUAAAAUACAGUUUUCCAUUACAGUGUAGAUUGAGUGUAGUUGGGUGAACAUAAACUUUGGUGAUGUAACCCCAUAGUGAGUGUAUUCAGGUGUUAAGUGUGUUGUCUGUUGUGUGUGUGUUCAAGCAUUCUUAGGCCUUACAGGUAAUAUUUUUCUCAUUACUUCCUAAUGGCUCUUUAAUUGUUGUUCUAAAGCAGGUUUUAAUUGGUUUGUUAAUUGCCAUUAGCGACGUAGCCAGCAGCCCCUCCAGCCUGGGCAGCAGGUAGCUUAGUGGUUAAGAGCGUAGUGCCAGUAACCGAAAGGUCGCUGGUUCUAAUCCCAGAGCCGACUAGGUGAAAAAUCUGUUGAUGUGCCCUUGAGCAAGGCACUUAACCCUAAUUGCUCCUGUAAGUCGCUCUGGAUAAGAGCGUCUGCUAAAUGACUAAAAUAUAAAUGUUGAAUGAUGGUGGCUGGCUUUUGGUCCUCCAGGUCUCAGGUGUUCAGGCUGAUUGUUUGUCGGUCUGCCUACUCUCAAUAUGUCAGAACUGCGUCCGUCUAUGUUUGACUCCACUGAAUUAUCCUGGUUUUAUUUUAUAUCUGUAUUAAGUCUCUCUCUCUCUCUCUCUCUCUCUCUCUCUCUCUCUCUCUCUCUCUCUCUCUCUCUCUCUCUCUCUCUCUACUCCCCCCGCCCACUUUCUCCAUCUCUCUUAAACAGGUGGGUGUUUUAUAUGAGCUGUUUUAUUGAUCCUACUUUGAAUAUAAGAGAGGGUGGUUUUAAUAUCACAAUUGUGAGCUGUAUAGGUGGGCGAUGUGUAAAACCAGCAAUAUAAUAAACUGAACAGCACCAGCACAGUCAGUACAUGCCUGACCAUAUGUAUCUUAGGAGCCAUUGGGGUCAUUGGUUCAAAUCCCAAGAGAACUUGACAGCUGCUGUACAUCUGAAUCCAGAUCCAAAUCCUACUUCUAAGUUCUAAUGAGGCUCUACACAUCUACAGCUUUUCAUCCAUGAUAUCCUGCAUUUAUUAUAUACAGAUAAUAAGGUAUGGCUUCAGUUCUGAAGGUAGCUGUUCACAGAGCAUAUUUUGGUUAAAAGUAAGAGCCAUUGAGGUAAAGUAGAGACACGUCCUGCUGUCUGAUAGGAAGCAUGGAGGAACACCUAUAGAACUGGUCAAAUGUAAUGUCAAAAUGUAGAUUUCCGCCUAAAUAGACUAAAGUAAUUAUUUAUCAAUACCUAGUAAUGGUUAUACUGCCAGAAAUAUUAAAAUCUCACCUUUUUGGUAAAAUAAGUUAUAAAUUACUGGGGUGUAGUCAGUUUUGAGGACACAAGCGCAAGUACACAGUUCAAAUAUUAUGAAAAUAUGAAAUAUUUUAUGUGAUGUAUUUUCUAUUUAACAAAACUGUAUAAGGCUUGAAAAGACAUAUGCUUUCUAACUAUAGUACAAUCAAAUUAUAACAAGAUUUACUAUAUGAUUUCACCUUCUUUAUAACUGUACAUACAUACAUAUUUGUAAUUACCAGUGGGAGGGGCAUUCAAGUGGUAAAUACCACCUUCUCACUUGGUUAUGAAUGCAGCAUACGGAUUCCAGGCAUGUGCUUUGUCAGUGGCAGUGAUGGAGGGCGCAUUCCUCUGCUCAGACGUUGCUGACGCAUGCCAGAUCUUACUCCUGGAUAGGUAUUUUAAGUAUCAGCUAACUACAUAAUAUCUUAUAGCAAUCUGGUUUCCGACGGCACGUUCGUUGACCAUUGGUUGAUGUAUGCAACGUCUGAGCAGGGGAAUGUGACCAUAGCGUUCAUACAGAAGUUGAUGGACAGUCGGAAGAGCGAAGGAAAUGGUAGGCGGGACAUCCCAGCUUCAAGUGGUGCCAGAUUUCACAGCCUGAGACACACAGGCAGUAGAGAUAUACUCCCGAGUCCAUGAGAACUAGGGCUAUCGCUGAAUGCAAGCCAUUCAGAUCUACAGUGUCCACAGAUAGAUUUGUACGUGAGAAUGUUGGUCGGAACCGGUACCAGAACCACGCUAGUCCCAUCUUUAACUACUCAUUCAUUAUCUCCAUCAUUAUUAUCUUUCUCUUUAUUUCUCUAUCUCUCUAUCCUCCCUUCCUCCCUUCCUCCUCUUUUUCUCUCUUCCACCAUCUCUGUCUAUCUCUUUCUCUCUCCCUUCCUCUCCCUCCCUCCUCCCUCCCUCCCAGUAGAGUGUAAUCAUGAGAGUGAUCAGUCAUGCUGUUUGUCUCAGGGCUGAGUGAGGUAAUACCUGAAUGACGGGGAUGAUUCAUAUCAACUCAUUAUAAAAACAUGAAAUGGAACCUGGAGCCAGAAACAGUUCUUCCCUCACUCAAAGGAAAGUUAAGGGAUUAUGUGUGGUUUUUCCAUAUUAUAUGAUGUGUGGCUGGUUUCCUAGACCAAGAUUUAGCCUAUUCCUGGACUAAAAGGCACUUCAAUGGAUAUUGGAUAUUCUCCCUUGAGCAUGCUGUUCAGACCAGCAGUUGGCUUAACCAGCCCAUGAUGUAUAAAUACUCAGUAUACCUAUCCAUUAUCCCAUCUCACUUUGACACCUCAUAGUCCAUUCUCGCCACUUACACUUUGACCUUGAGUGGCUGGCUGUCCAAUGAGAGUGCUCCAUGAUGGAUGGAAUUGUGAUGGCGAUGGUAGAAGUGCAGGUUAGCGUUAUUUGUCAUGAAUAUUGUUCUGGAGGCAGCUCUGCAGAGUGGUUACUAGCUGGCACUAUCACAGUCUAAAAAUCAGAUUUGAACCUUAACCCUAACCUUAACAACACUGCUAACCCUAGUGCCUAACCCUAACCUUAAAUUAAAGCUAAUAAUCUGUUCAUGUAGACAAGCCUACCUGCAGAGCACACCUGCACUGUUGGCUAGAGCGCAUGUGCCAAGACAAAGUAGGCACAUUUGCAAUUUAACGCAACAGUUUUUGUGACAAAACUAUCGGUAGAGUUGAAAAUGCGAUGGAAACACAUUGAACAUUCUAUUCUUAUUCGGUACAUGAAAAAUUAAGCGGAAAAAAUAUUUUUGUGUGCACUACGUCAUGAUUUUUAUCUGCAACAAGUCAGUUUGGUGGAAACACACAACUUGUGGGAAAAUGUGCAUAUUUCUUUGUGCGGAUUUUAGAAUAUUCACAUGAAAAUCUGUCGCCAAUUGGAUGGAAACUUAGCUAGUGAUGGAUACAUCUUUUAUGAUCAAUUCAAAUUUCUAGAAUUUGUCAUGGAUAUCUUUGGUCUCUUGUAUUGUGCCUACUGGUGAGGUUGCAAAUAGGUUUUUAAAAUGAUUAUUCCAUAUAUCUACAUUUUGGAUCCAAUGAUCCCAGAAAGUAUUAGAAUUGAUGGACUCUUCAAUUAAGCACAGUUGUUUUUGGGUAUGUUAAAUAUUAUAUUCAAGGCAUAAAACCUUGUUGUUUGAAUUUGUAUGUUUUUGAUUUGAUAAUUUCUUUAAUUCUGUCUUCAGAAUUUAGCAAAUAUUUUUUCCUCUUUAUGUUUUUUGGUGACUUCAGUUGUUGUUUUCAACGGCUAAAUGUACUCCUUCAAUACUGUGGGGGUAUUUCUUUUUUUUAAGUGUCCAAUAAUGUUUGAAUUUCAUGACUUAUGAAUGCUUUUUGGAAUUAAUCUGUGCUUUUUUGGGCCCAUCUGUAUGAUUUAGGGACGUUGUACAGUUUACUGGGUUUUGUAUAUUUUUCAAUGGAAUUCUCUGUCCUUUUGAGGAACACAGUGAUUUGGCUGUGGUCAGACAGAGGGGUCAGGGAUUGAAUGUGAAUGCACUAAAAGAGAAAGGGUCCAUAUCUGUGACCAUAUAAUCAACUGUGCUAUUGCCAAGAGAUGAGCAAUAGGUAUGUCUUCCUAAAGAGUCCCCUCGUACCCUACCAUUGACAAUGAACAGACCCAGGCUUCAGCAGAGCUGCAGCAGAUCCUUCCCGUUUUUGAUUUUUGGGGUGUCAUCAUUAUUUCUGGGGGGCGUAUUCAAAUAAUUAAAUAAAUUGUGGUCAAUUAUAAAGUUGUCUCCCUGUGUGUUUGUUAUAUCAGGAAGAGUUCCUGUUCUGGCAUUAAGGUCACCACAUACCAGCACAUUACCUUGGGCUUGAAAAUUGCAUAUCUGUAACUCAAGGAGAGAUGUUCUCUCCCACUCCCUCUCCUUCUCCCAUGUCUCCAUAGUGUAAUCUAGUUAGCCAUCAGCCCCUGUGGUUAGUUCAUCAGUUUUAGAGGGUACGAAGGGAUGGGGCCAGGGAGGGGAUGUUGGGGGCUAUGUUUUUGUAGGUGGCCCCACUGUCUCCCAUCUGUCCUACAGUGCUCUGUGUGUGUGUGUGUGUGUGUGUACCUGUGCGUGUGCGUGUUUGUGUGUGUGAGGGAUUAGAUCAUUUGAGUAGAUCAGUAUGACAGCGGGGAGUCAGAUGUUUAGCAGCUAUCAGACUUGUUGAAGGGGAUGUGUGUGUGCGUGUGUGUGUGUGUAUGUGUGUGUGCAGCCCAUUAUUACCUUUAAAAUGUCAUCCUGUGACGAUUUUGUAAAAAGUUAGGCUUAUACGUUUCGAUGAAACAUGGUGAAGCCCCAAAAUUGCCUAUCCUGGAAGCUUGUGUUUCAGACAUUAGGAAGUGGAUGGCGGCAAAUGUUUUAAUUUUAAACUCGGACAAAACAGAGAUGCUAGUUCUAGGUCCCAAGAAACAAAAAUAUCUGCUGUUGGAUCUGACAAUUCAUCUUGAUGAUUGUACAGUCAUCUCAAAUAAAACUGUGAAGGACCUCUGUGUUACUCUGGACCCUGAUCUCUCUUUUGACGAACCUAUCAAGAAUAUUUCAAGGACUGCUUUUUUCCAUCUUCGUAAAAUUGCACAAAACAGAGACUUUCUGUCAAAAAAUGAUGCAGAAAAGCUAAUCCAUGCUUUUGUCACUUCUAGAUUAGACUACUGCAAUGCUCUACACUCCGGCUACCCGGAUAAAAACUUAAGUUAGUGCUAAACACGGCUGCUAGAAUCUUGACUAGAACCCAAAAAUGUGAUAAUAUUACUCCAGUGCUAGCCUCUCUACACUGGCUUCCUGUUACAGCUAGGGCUGAUUUCAAGGUUUUACUGCUAACCUACAAAGUAUCUCUUCGAUUUUGUCCUGCCGUACAUACCUACACGUACGCUAAGGUCACAAGAUGCAGGCCUUCUUAUUGUACCUAGAAUUUCUAAGCUAACAGCUGGAGGCAGGGCUUGCUCCUAUAGAGCUAAAAUUUAAUGGAAUGGUCUAUCCAUGUGAGAGACGCAGACUCGGUCUACUAGUGCACCUCCAUGCCGUCACUAGGAGGGGUGUGUCCCUUGAGUGGGUUGAGUCACAGAAAUGUUCUUCCUGUCUGGUUUUGCACCCCCUCGGGUUUGUGCGGUGGAGGAGAUCUUCGUGGGCUAUGCUCAGCCUUGUCUCAGGGUAGUAAGUUGGUGGUCUGUUGAUAUAUGUCUAGGAUGAUGGUGUUGAUGUGAGCCAUGACCAGCCUUUCAAAGUAUUUCAUGGCUACAUAUGUGAGUGCUACGGGGCGAUAGUCAUUAAGACAGGUUACCUUGGCGUUCUUGGGGACAGGGAUUAUGGUGUUCUCCUUGAAACAUAUAGGUAUUACAGACUGGGUCAGGAAUAGGUUGAAAUUGUCAGUGAAGACACUUGCCAGCUGGUCAGUGCAUGCUCUGAGUACACAUCCUGGUAAUCGAUCUGGCCCUGCAGCCUUGUGAAUGUUAACUGUCAUCGUAGGAUUCGAUCUUGGUCCUGUAUUGACGGUAUGCCUGUUUUCGUCGGAGGGCGUAGUGGGAUUUUUUAUAAGCGUCCGGGUUAGUGUCCGCUACUUGAAAGCGCCAGCUCUAGCCUUUAGCUCGGUGCGGAUGUUGCCUGUAAUCCAUGGCUUCUGGUUGGGAUAUGUAUGUACGGUCACUCUUGGGACGAUGUCAUUGAUGCACUUAUUAAUGAAGCCGGUGACUGAUGUGGUAAACUCCUCAAUGCCAUCGGAUGAGUCCCGGAACAUAUUCCAGUCUGUGCUAGCAAAACAGUCCUGUAGUUUAGCAUCCACUUCAUCGGACCACUUCCGUAUUGAGCGUGUCACUGGUACUUCCUGUUUGAGUUUUUGCAUGGUAAACAGGAAUCAGUAGGAUAGAUACAGUGGGGGAAAAAAGUAUUUAGUCAGCCACCAAUUGUGCAAGUUCUCCCACUUAAAAAGAUGAGAGAGGCCUGUAAUUUUCAUCAUAGGUACAAGUCAACUAUGACAGACAAAUUGAGAAAAAAAAAUCCAGAAAAUCACAUUGUAGGAUUUUUAAUGAAUUUAUUUGCAAAUGAUGGUGGAAAAUAAGUAUUUGGUCACCUACAAACAAGCAAGAUUUCUGGCUCUAACAGACCUGUAACUUCUUCUUUAAGAGGCUCCUCUGUCCUCCACUCAUUACCUGUAUUAAUGGCACCUGUUUGAAUUUGUUAUCAGUAUAAAAGACACCUGUCCACAACCUCAAACAGUCACACUCCAAACUCCACUAUGGCCAAGACCAAAGAGCUGUCAAAGGACACCAGAAACAAAAUUGUAGACCUGCACCAGGCUGGGAAGACUGAAUCUGCAAUAGGUAAGCAGUUAUAAAGUUGUCUCCCUGUGUGUUUGUUAUAUCAGGAAGAGUUCCUGUUCUGGCAUUAAGGUCACCACAUACCAGCACAUUACCUUGGGCUUGAAAAUUGCAUAUCUGUAACUCAAGGAGAGAUGUUCUCUCCCACUCCCUCUCCUUCUCCCAUGUCUCCAUAGUGUAAUCUAGUUAGCCAUCAGCCCCUGUGGUUAGUUCAUCAGUUUUAGAGGGUACGAAGGGAUGGGGCCAGGGAGGGGAUGUUGGGGGCUAUGUUUUUGUAGGUGGCCCCACUGUCUCCCAUCUGUCCUACAGUGCUCUGUGUGUGUGUGUGUGUGUGUGUACCUGUGCGUGUGCGUGUUUGUGUGUGUGAGGGAUUAGAUCAUUUGAGUAGAUCAGUAUGACAGCGGGGAGUCAGAUGUUUAGCAGCUAUCAGACUUGUUGAAGGGGAUGUGUGUGUGCGUGUGUGUGUGUGUAUGUGUGUGUGCAGCCCAUUAUUACCUUUAAAAUGUCAUCCUGUGACGAUUUUGUAAAAAGUUAGGCUUAUACGUUUCGAUGAAACAUGGUGAAGCCCCAAAAUUGCCUAUCCUGGAAGCUUGUGUUUCAGACAUUAGGAAGUGGAUGGCGGCAAAUGUUUUAAUUUUAAACUCGGACAAAACAGAGAUGCUAGUUCUAGGUCCCAAGAAACAAAAAUAUCUGCUGUUGGAUCUGACAAUUCAUCUUGAUGAUUGUACAGUCAUCUCAAAUAAAACUGUGAAGGACCUCUGUGUUACUCUGGACCCUGAUCUCUCUUUUGACGAACCUAUCAAGAAUAUUUCAAGGACUGCUUUUUUCCAUCUUCGUAAAAUUGCACAAAACAGAGACUUUCUGUCAAAAAAUGAUGCAGAAAAGCUAAUCCAUGCUUUUGUCACUUCUAGAUUAGACUACUGCAAUGCUCUACACUCCGGCUACCCGGAUAAAAACUUAAGUUAGUGCUAAACACGGCUGCUAGAAUCUUGACUAGAACCCAAAAAUGUGAUAAUAUUACUCCAGUGCUAGCCUCUCUACACUGGCUUCCUGUUACAGCUAGGGCUGAUUUCAAGGUUUUACUGCUAACCUACAAAGUAUCUCUUCGAUUUUGUCCUGCCGUACAUACCUACACGUACGCUAAGGUCACAAGAUGCAGGCCUUCUUAUUGUACCUAGAAUUUCUAAGCUAACAGCUGGAGGCAGGGCUUGCUCCUAUAGAGCUAAAAUUUAAUGGAAUGGUCUAUCCAUGUGAGAGACGCAGACUCGGUCUACUAGUGCACCUCCAUGCCGUCACUAGGAGGGGUGUGUCCCUUGAGUGGGUUGAGUCACAGAAAUGUUCUUCCUGUCUGGUUUUGCACCCCCUCGGGUUUGUGCGGUGGAGGAGAUCUUCGUGGGCUAUGCUCAGCCUUGUCUCAGGGUAGUAAGUUGGUGGUCUGUUGAUAUAUGUCUAGGAUGAUGGUGUUGAUGUGAGCCAUGACCAGCCUUUCAAAGUAUUUCAUGGCUACAUAUGUGAGUGCUACGGGGCGAUAGUCAUUAAGACAGGUUACCUUGGCGUUCUUGGGGACAGGGAUUAUGGUGUUCUCCUUGAAACAUAUAGGUAUUACAGACUGGGUCAGGAAUAGGUUGAAAUUGUCAGUGAAGACACUUGCCAGCUGGUCAGUGCAUGCUCUGAGUACACAUCCUGGUAAUCGAUCUGGCCCUGCAGCCUUGUGAAUGUUAACUGUCAUCGUAGGAUUCGAUCUUGGUCCUGUAUUGACGGUAUGCCUGUUUUCGUCGGAGGGCGUAGUGGGAUUUUUUAUAAGCGUCCGGGUUAGUGUCCGCUACUUGAAAGCGCCAGCUCUAGCCUUUAGCUCGGUGCGGAUGUUGCCUGUAAUCCAUGGCUUCUGGUUGGGAUAUGUAUGUACGGUCACUCUUGGGACGAUGUCAUUGAUGCACUUAUUAAUGAAGCCGGUGACUGAUGUGGUAAACUCCUCAAUGCCAUCGGAUGAGUCCCGGAACAUAUUCCAGUCUGUGCUAGCAAAACAGUCCUGUAGUUUAGCAUCCACUUCAUCGGACCACUUCCGUAUUGAGCGUGUCACUGGUACUUCCUGUUUGAGUUUUUGCAUGGUAAACAGGAAUCAGUAGGAUAGAUACAGUGGGGGAAAAAAGUAUUUAGUCAGCCACCAAUUGUGCAAGUUCUCCCACUUAAAAAGAUGAGAGAGGCCUGUAAUUUUCAUCAUAGGUACAAGUCAACUAUGACAGACAAAUUGAGAAAAAAAAAUCCAGAAAAUCACAUUGUAGGAUUUUUAAUGAAUUUAUUUGCAAAUGAUGGUGGAAAAUAAGUAUUUGGUCACCUACAAACAAGCAAGAUUUCUGGCUCUAACAGACCUGUAACUUCUUCUUUAAGAGGCUCCUCUGUCCUCCACUCAUUACCUGUAUUAAUGGCACCUGUUUGAAUUUGUUAUCAGUAUAAAAGACACCUGUCCACAACCUCAAACAGUCACACUCCAAACUCCACUAUGGCCAAGACCAAAGAGCUGUCAAAGGACACCAGAAACAAAAUUGUAGACCUGCACCAGGCUGGGAAGACUGAAUCUGCAAUAGGUAAGCAGCUUGGUUUGAAGAAAUCAACUGUGGGAGCAAUUAUUAGGAAAUGGAAGACAUACAAGAUCACUGAUAAUCUCCCUCGAUCUGGGGCUCCACGCAAGUUCUCACCCCAUGGUGUCAAAAUGAUCACAAGAACGGUGAGCAAAAAUCCCAGAACCACACGGGGGGACCUAGUGAAUGACCUGCAGAGAGCUGGGACCAAAGUAACAAAGCCUACCAUCAGUAACACACUACGCCGCCAGGGACUCAAAUCCUGCAGUGCCAGACGUGUCCCCCUGCUUAAGCCAGUACAUGUCCAGGCCCGUCUGAAGUUUGCUAGAGUGCAUUUGGAUGAUCCAGAAGAGGAUUGGGAGAAUGCCAUAUGGUCAGAUGAAACCAAAAUAUAACUUUUUGGUAAAAACUCAACUUGUCGUGUUUGGAGGACAAAGAAUGCUGAGUUGCACCAUAGCUACUGUGAAGCAUGGGGGUGGAAACAUCAUGCUUUGGGGCUGUUUUUCUGCAAAGGGACCAGGACGACUGAUCCGUGUAAAGGAAAGAAUGAAUGGGGCCAUGUAUCGUGAGAUUUUGAGUGAAAACCUCCUUCCAUCAGCAAGGGCAUUGAAGAUGAAACGUGGCUGGGUCUUUCAGCAUGACAAUGUUCCCAAAAACACCGCCCGGGCAACGAAGGAGUGGCUUCGUAAGAAGCAUUUCAAGGUCCUGGAGUGGCCUAGCCAGUCUCCAGAUCUCAACCCCAUAGAAAAUCUUUGGAGGGAGUUGAAAGUCCGUGUUGCCCAGCGACAGCCCCAAAACAUCACUGCUCUAGAAUAGAUCUGCAUGGAGGAAUGGGCCAAAAUAUCAGCAACAGUGUGUGAAAACCUUGUGAAGACUUACAGAAAACGUUUGACCUGUGUCAUUGCCAACAAAGGGUAUAUAACAAUUAUUGAGAAACUUUUGUUAUUGACCAAAUACUUAUUUUCCACCAUAAUUUGCCAAUAAAUUCAUUAAAAAUCCUACUAUGUGAUUUUCUGGAAUUUUAUUUCUCAUUUUGUCUGUCAUAGUUGACGUGUACCUAUGAUGAAAAUUACAGGCCUCUCUCAUCUUUUUAAGUGGGAGAACUUGCACAAUUGGUGGCUGACUAAAUACUUUUUUCCCCACUGUAUAUUUACUAUGUCUUUGUAAGUUUACAGUUGCACUGUCUGGAGGAUGGCUAGCCUAUAACAUUUUUAUAAACCAAUAACCUCAGCACUGAAUCGCUUUGGCUCCUCUGUGUGUGCUGUCCCCUGGUGUUUGUGUGUUUGUGUGUGUGUGUGUGUGUGUGUGAGUGUGUGUGUGUGUGUGUGUGUGUGCGCGUGUGUGCAUACCUGCUUGUGUUUGUGUGUGUACAUGAGUGUCUCUGACCCUCUCCCUGCCUUUUCUGUGCCCUGCGGUCUCUCUGACUCUAUAAGCCACUCUGUAAUUUAAUUGAGGGGUGAGGGGCUGUACUCUAUGUUUGCAGUUCACCACACUCUCUCCCUCUCCCCUCUUCCUCCCUGCCUUCUUCUGUAUUUCCCUUGCUAUCCUCUACCCUCCUCUCUCCUCCCUCCCCCAGUCAUUCCAUUCCCCAUACGUACACUGAAAACAUAGAUCUUUUGACCAGGUCACAUUAGCUACAAGGUUGAACUGUCCUUCUCCUUUUGAAUGCUGUCCAGGAUCCUGACAAGGCCACACACACACCCGCACGCACACAGACACUCACAUACGCACACACACACACACACACACACACACACACACACACACACACACACACACACACACACACACACACACACACACACACCAAGGGACAGCGAGCGGACCCAUAACGGGUGUUAUUGUGUGUGUCUGGCAUGGCUUGGUCCAGUCUAGUAAUGUCCUGUCGUUCUGCUGAGUGGCUGAGCUACUAAAUAGGUCCAUUUUCUUCUCUAUCAGUCUAUUGCCUGUGGUAUAUCUCAUUUUAGAAACAUAUACUUUCUAUCUCUCGCUCUCUCUCUUUGUUUCUUCUCACUCUGGAGCACAAAACUAUUCUGCCGUUCUUAGGUUAAUGAAGUCCAGCAGUUUACAGUAUUUAAAUACAAUAGAAAACAAAGUCUAUAACUGAAAUGGCACACAUACUGUAGACCUUCACUGUAAUACAGUCCAACAAACUACUAAUAUUACACUACAGGCAGACAUCCCAGACAUAAAUGCUUCUGUAACUGACAUUUCUUCAAAUAUCAUUUUAUUCAAGAGUAGGAGUUGCAGCACUACAUUUAGAAUGAUUAAAGUUAUUUCCUUUGUUAAAUCCACUUCCUGCUGAGACUAUAUACUGCGCCUGUGUUUCAUCUACAGAUUCUGCUAAGCCAGCCUCAUCUCUACAACCUCCAGCCUCUCCUCUCCAGGAACAGGUGGUGGCUGAUUGCCCAACCAUACCCACCUCAUCUGGGCUUGGACGGAAGGGAUGACCCCCUGAGCCUGGUGGAAGUAAUCUAAAUUGUGUUAGCAUUUUGGGCAAAUUUUAGCCCAAUGGGCCUGUCUAUCUUGUUUUUUUGCUCAAAAAUAUAAUUAUCUGGCUAAUAAUGGGUGCCUCAAGGGAAAAAAUGGGCCGGUGUGGGGACCUCGAUUAAAAAAAUGGGCCGGUGUGGGGCCUAGAGGAAAAAAAUGGGCCGUGUGGGUGCCUCGUGGAAAAUUGGCCAGAGUGGGGUGAUUUCGGGUCCCAGUCCGCCCCUGUGUGUGUGAGUGUGUGUGUGUGUGUGUAUGUGUGUGUGUGUGCGUGCGUGCGUGCGAGCGAGCGAGAGAGAGAGAGAGAGAGAGAGAGAGAGCUUGUGCAUGGUACUAAGGUCGGUUUAAAGCUCUAGUUAAGAUGUUAGUGUAAAGAAAAUAGGGAGGAAUAUGGAGAAAUUAUAAUAUUAACAUUUAAGUCAUUUAGCAGACGCUCUUAUCCAGAGCGACUUACAGAUAGCGCAUGCACAGGGACGGCUUGUUCAAUAGGGCGAUAUGGGCGACGCACUGCCAAACGGGAAAAGGAAGGGAUUUUUUUUCUAAUCAAUUAUAUCACGGCAACAGCAGUUAUCAGUGUUCACGUCUGAUCUGCCAGCCACUAAAUGUCAAAUCAGGCUAAAGUCGUGCUUCAAAUGUCCCCGCCCGUUUUUUGGGCGAUUUCAGUCAGGUUGAAAAUCGCCCAGAAGUCUCUCAUAGCCUGUCAUGUAAAAUCUAUUUUUUUCACAUUUCAAAGCUUUCAAUACAUUCUCUAUGGGUGUCUGUGGGCUUGCACUUACGCGCUUUCGUCAUACGUGACGUCACCAUGAACGUAACUAAGACAAUGGCGGCUAGCAGCGUCUCUGUUGCGACCUGCAGUGUGGCGUUAUUUUAUGUUUUUAAUUUGUAGACUUAGUUUACAAACAUUCUGCCAACCAUGGAUUUCCAGUGGUUGGUUUUGGACUGAUCUUGUUGAUCGUGUACAUACCCGCUACGAACGGACUAAAUAAUGAAAAUGCUGCUGGCAGCGGAAUCCCAAUACAGCUGGGAGACUUGGCUGGAUGACAGAGUCCCGGACAGAGAAGUGGAGCCGGCCGGCUUCACCCUGGUCAGAGCGGACCGCGAUCCUGGUAAGAGAGCGACUCUGUACCCCGACAUUGAACUGCUUUCUGUGUCAUUGAACCUUACUAUCUGCCCCGUGAGUUCCCCCAAUUGUUUGUUACCGUUGUGUACUGUUGAUAAUCACAGGUUUACUGGAGAACUGAGACCAAGUAGAGACUUUGGACAGGGUGGAUAUGGUAUAAUAAAGGCAGUUUAUUCAGAGGUAAAGAUAUCUGGAAUCGCGUGCACGGACUCGUUCGUCAAACUCUUAGGGAGAAGAGAGCCCCGAAAACAUUGUGUGCAGACAUUUUAUACAAUAAAUGAUGUAGGUUGAAUCUAGUAGUUCUGAUCUUCUGAUUGGUCCUGAUGAGUUGGGCGAGGUCCCCUCCACUGUUGCAUUGGCUCUGAGUCGGGUUCUCUGUCUUCAAAUGUUCAGCCUAAAGAGAGGGGAUUUUUGUGUGUGUGUGUGUGUGUGUGUGUGUUUAACAGUGAUGAUGUGUGUUAUCAGUGAUGAUGUGUGUGUGUGUGUGUGUGUGUGUCCUCAGAGCAAGAACUCGUGAGUUGGAAGAACUGAGAGACCUAUGGCGUGGGUGUUGUCCUUGGCCACCUGCUGACAAGGCUGACAAGAUAGGACUCUUUUGUCCAUUGUUAUAGGAUAGGAACAGCAUUGAUUGAAAACAAACGCCCAACACAAAAUGGGUCAUGCACAAGAUUUUAGUCAGACCAAGCUAUAACAUUAUAUAUUUACUACGACAGUACAUUCAACCAAAAGCUAAUAUAACAAAGGCAUCAGAGAUUAUUUAUAAUCUGUCACAGAAACUGGAAUCCAUCUCCCCAGAUCAGUCAAUAAAUGCUUCUGGUAUUGACUUAUAUGCUGCCCCUGUCUUCAUGUUGUUGCUGGACAUAUCUUUUUUAAAAUGUGUGUAGGUCACCUAAAUCAUCAGAAAAAUUGCCCCUCCUGAGAAUUUUUUCAGGAGCCGCCACUGCGCAUGCAUAACAUUUUUUUAUCAUACUGCCCUCCGUGUGAAUUGAACCCACAACCCUGCCGUUGCAAACGCCAUGCUCUACCAACUGAGCUACAUCCCUGCCGGCCAUUCCCUCCCCUACCCUGGACGACUUGUGCGCCGCCCCAUGGGUCUAUAUAUAUAUAUGCCAUUUAGCAGACGCUUUUAUCCAAAGCGACUUACAGUCAUGUGUGCAUACAUUUUUACGUAUGGGUGGUCCCGGGGAUCGAACCCACUACCCUGGCAUUACAAGCGCCAUGCUCUACCAAUUGAGCUACAGAGGACCACGAUUAUGAGGAGAGAUGAUGUUCCCAUUAACAAGAUCUCACGGUUUGAACAAUUUGACUUCAGAUUCAGAUGUUUUGUCCACUUUCUCCAAACAUAAAAUGUCGAAGUUGCUCCAAACGUCACAUUUCAACAAAUACAUUGACACCCUGGGUUGCCAUGGUCGAUUGGUUGAGCUACCUGCUGCUGUAGCGGCGCCUCGCGUGAUUAAAUUUAAGAGUUAAUUCCGAAUGGUUAAUUAUGAGUUAAGGUUUGGGAUAGGGUUAUAAAAAAAAAUAUCCACGGUUAAAUUUAGCCAUUAAUUCCGAAUGGUUAGGUUAAGGGUUAAGGUUUGGGAUAGGGUUAAAACCAAAAGAAUUUAACAAAUCCAAUCAAAUCAAAUUUUAUUGGCCACAUAUGCCGAAUAAAACAGGUGCAGACAUUACAGUGAAAUGCUUACUUACAGCCCUUAACCAACAGUGCAUUUAUUUUUAAUAAAAAAGUAGAAUAAAACAACAAAAAAGUGUUGAGAAAAAAAGAGCAAAAGUAAAAUAAAACAACAGUAGGGAGGCUAUAUAUACAGGGGGGUACCGGUGCAGAGUCAAUGUGCGGGGGCACCGAUUAGUUGAGGUAGUUGAAGUAAUGUGUACAUGUGGGUAGCGUUAAAGUGACUAUGCAUAAAUAAUUAACAGAGUAGCAUCAGCGUAAAAAUAUGGGGUGGGGGGUGGGGGUAGGGGGCAGUGCAAAUAGUCUGAGUAGCCAUGAUUAGCUGUUCAGGAGUCUUAUGGCUUGGGGGUAGAAGCUGUUGAGAAGUCUUUUGGACCUAGACUUGGCACACCGGUACCGCUUGCCGUGCGGUAGCAGAGAGAACAGUCUAUGACUAGGGUGGCUGGAGUCUUUGACAAUUUUGAGGGCCUUCCUCUGACACCGCCUGGUAUAGAGGUCCUGGAUGGCAGGAAGCUUGGCCCCAGUGAUGUACUGGGCCGUACGCAUUACCCUCUGUAGUGCCUUGCGGUCGGAGGCCAAGCAGUUGCCAUACCAGGCAGUGAUGCAACCAGUCAGGAUGCUCUCGAUGGUGCAGCUUUACCAUUUUUUGAGGAUCUGAGGACCCAUGCCAAAUCUUUUCAGUCUCCUGAGGGGGAAUAGGCUUUGUCGUGCCCUCUUCACGACUGUCUUGGUGUGUUUGGACCAUGAUAGUUCGUUGGUGAUGUGGACACCAAGGAACUUGAAGCUCUCAACCUGUUCCACUACAGCCCCGUCGAUGUGAAUGGGGGCGUGCUCAGUCCUCUUUUUUUUUACUGUAGUCCACAAUCAUCUCCUUUGUCUUGGUCACGUUGAGGGAGAGGUUGUUAUCCUGGCACCACACGGCCAGGUCUCUGACCUCCUCCCUAUAGGCUGUCUCAUCGUUGUCGGUGAUCAGGCCUACCACUGUUGUGUGGUCGGCAAACUUAAUGAUGGUGUUGGAGUCGUGCCUGGCCAUGCAGUCAUGGGUGAACAGGAAGUACAGGAGGGGACUGAGCAUGCACCCCUGAGGGGCCUCUGUGUUGAGGAUCAGUGUGGCAGAUGUGUUGUUACCUACCCUUACCACCUGGGGGUGGCCCGUCAGGAAGUCCAGGAUCCAGUUGCAGAGGGAGGUGUAAAAAAAGUGUGUGUGUGUGUAAAAAAAGUAUUAAAAGUUAAUGAGUUUCUAGCACUUGGAUUGAACACGCAACCCUCAGAGCCAGAGCUCGCAGUUUACGCCCAUCCAUCACCUCUGUCUACAACGCCCUAGCAAAACCCAAGCCUACUUGAUGGUAAUAGCACUCACCAUAGCCCCUAGUGGCGGGUCCUGAAGGUAUUUCUCAACGUCCUCGGGACAUGGAUGGACAUUCAAUUUCGAAGUGAAUCUUGAGCGACCUGGCUGGUUCCCAUUACUGGCACUGUGAGCCCCAAAGACAGAGGGAGAGAGAACAGUAAUAGCACUCUGUUAAUCUCAGGACAGAUUAGAUGAGUCUGAGCACUAUUAGCUGUGUUUGCCCAGAGGCCACACACACUCCCAAACACACCCUCACACAGACACUCACACACACACACCCUCACACACACACCCUCACACACAAUGUGAUCGCGACUUUGUGAUUAUAGAUCAAGGCCAGAACAAAGUUAUAUUCUGAGUACAUUCCUUCCACAGAUUCCCCAACAUACAAUCAACUGAUUAAACAUUCUGAAUACAAAGCUUGCUUGAACUAGGACAGUGUGUGUGUGUGUUUGUGGGUGCAUGCGUGCAUACGUGUGGUUGGGUUGGUCUGGGUGUGUGGUGCUUUAAUGAUGAAAAUGAUAGCAAUCUACUGUAGGCGAGAUUUAAUUGACCCUUUCCUCUGGGCCAUCAGAAUUUUUUAUGUCUUAAAGACAGACACUUCCAGCACACACACACACACACACACACACACACACACACACACACACACACACACACCCUUCUAUUUUAUUUAACAUUUUUGCACUGUCUCUAUGCACACUCACAUACUCACUCUAUACACGUUCUACACACUCACACAUACACACUCACACUGACACUCCAACACACACACACUUAAUUUCCUCACACACACAUAACACGCACACACAUUCAUGCUGACUCUACACACACACACACUCACAUACAAUCAUCAUACACGCUGCUGCUACUCUGUUUAUCAUACAGUAUAUCCUGAUGCCUAGUCACUUUACCCCUAUACAUAUCUAACCCUACCAGUGCGGUCGGUGGCGUUUAAGAUUAAGGAGGACGAUAUUUGUUUGAAUGAGCAUGGCCUUAUUUCUAUUACAGCAUAUUGGAUAACUGUCAUUCAUAUUCCAUUCACCCAGCUCAAUGUAACAUCAAUAGGUUUAGGCUACUACAUGAUACUCCAAUUUUCCCUUCAUAAGGUUGCUACAACCUAGCCUACAAACAAACAUUUAUAAAAUAGGCGCACAGAUCGAGAGACAAAUUGUAGUAAUCAAGGUGACAGACAGUGACACAUUCAAUACCGUCUUGCACACUCUUGCCUGCAUCCGUUUAAGAAACGUUUGCAACAGAGUCGGCGGAAUGAAUAUAACCCUGAUCACCCACACACAGUUCACUUUCAUAGCAGCCAUACAAAUGGCCUCAUCACAUUUACGUGCUCUCCUCCUCUCACAUUUUCCCUUCACUUGUGGACUUCAGUGCGCAACAUACCAGCUGUCUGUAACCAGGCGAAAAAACCUCUCCAAGCCAAAUCUUCAUGUCAUAACCGCUAACCGCUACACACAGCCUACAUCGAUGUCACCAUAUUAGCUAACGUCACAGUCAACAUAGGUAACACAAUCCAUGUGUACAAUCACGCAGUACAGUGUACAGCAAGCAGUUUAGAUGUUACAUUGGCUGGCCCCGGUGACAAUAAAUUAAUACAACCGAAAGCUUACCUUGACUUGGAAGAAUUGGAGUGUUGGAUAGCCUUAGCCAGCUAGCUAACAUAAAUAGCAUUCCUGUCUGUUUGAGUCAGGUUGUUGAGUAGGCUAAAUUAGCUGCAUUAGCUAGCUAAGUGAAAGUGAAAAAAAAUACAAUGAAAUCUCCCUCUCUCUGCUGCUUCUCCUUAAUGUUUUUAGAAAUUAAUUUGUUCAAAACUGUUCAAAUAUUGUCUUUCUCUCUCUUUGAGUCAACUACUCACCACAUUUUAUGCACUGCAGUGCUAGCUAGCUGUAGCUUAUGCUUUCAGUACUAGAUUCAUUCUCUGAUCCUUUGAUUGGAUGGUCAAUAUGUCAGUUCAUGCUGCAAGAGCUCUGAUAGGUUGGAGGGCGUACUCCGGAAGUCGUCAUAAUUACUGUGUAAGUCUAUGGAAGAGGGUGAGAACCAUGAGCCUCCUAGGUUUUGUAAUGAAGUCAAUGUACCCAGAGGUGGACGGAAAAUAGCUGUCCUUUGGCUACUACACCAUGGUGCUACACUGCAGAGUGUUGUAAAGGCUACUGUUGACAUUCAUUGAAAAACUGUGUUAUAAUCAGUUAUUUGGUGUUGUGAAUAUAUUUAGUAUAGUUUUACCUAAAAAGGGUACGUUUUUAUUGUUUCACUUUUUAUUUUUAUGAAAUCCACUGAGUAGGAUGGUCCUCACUUUCUUCCUCUGAGGAGCCUCCACUGCCACUCCAGUAUCCCUGCACAUUGUAAAUAUGGUAUUGGCACAGACCCUGGAACUGACCCUGUGUAUAUCUUGCUUACUUUCUCAUGUUCUUCUUAUUUCUCUUGUGUUUUUUUUCAACUUUGUUUUAUACUGCAUUGUUGGGAAAGAGCAAUCAUUUAUAUCCCAAAGGAAAUAAAUGAUCUCACUUCAAUAAAUUUUUAUAGAAAGUUUGCAAAAAUAGAUAAGAUCUUACUACCAUGGAAAGGAAAAUACCUGUCAAUUUGUGGAAAAAUCACCCUGAUUAACUCUUUAGUAUUAUCCCAGUUUACCUAUUUGCUUAUGGUCUUGCCUACGCCUAGCGAACAGUUUUUUAAAUUAUAUGAAAAAAAAUAUUCAAUUUUAUUUGGAACAGCAAGCCAGACAAAAUUAAAAGAGCAUAUUUAUAUAAUGAAUAUGAAUUCGGAGGACAGAAAUUAUUAAAUAUUAAAGCAUUAGACCUAUCACUAAAAGCUUCAGUCAUACAAAAGUUAUACUUAAAUCCGAACUGGUUCUCAAGCAAAUUAGUAAGAUUGUCUCACCCAAUGCAAAUUAUAAGAUUGUCACCCACUUUCAGUUAUUUGAAAAGGAAAUAAUCUCCCAAAUGUCACUAUUUCUAAAACAAGCCAUAGAAAGUUGGUUGCAAUUUCAAUUUAAUCCUCCAGAAACGACAGAACUAAUAAUGCAACAAAUAUUGUGGUUAAAUUCAAAUAUACUAAUUGACAAAAAAACUUAAUUUUUUGACAGAAUGUUUAAAAAAGGUAUAAUCUUCGUAAAUGAUAUCAUCGGUAGGACUGGUGGAGUUAUGUCGCACAUGCAGCUAACAAAAACAUAUGGAAAUGUCUGCUCUACCCAAAAUUACAACCAAAUAAUUGCAGCCUUACCGCAAAAGUGGAAGAGGAAAGUGGAAGGGGGAGAAAGUAAGGAACUUGUCUGUCGGCCUUGCAUUAAAGAACAUAAUUGGUUAAGGAAAACUGUGAUAAAUAAAAAAGUAUAUCAGUUUCACUUAAGGACCAAAGGAUUGACAGACGUCCCAUAUAGAUUGCAAAGUAGUUGGGAAGAGAUCUUUGACGUACCGAUCCCAUGGCAUAGUGUUUAUGAACUGACACGCAAAACGACACUGGAUUCAAAAAUUAGAAUCUUUCAAUUUAAAUUAUUAUAUAAAAUUCUUGCUACCAAUAGAAUGUUAUUUAUAUGGGGGAUACAAUCUUCCCAGCUUUGUAGAUUUUGCUGUGAAGAGACAGAAUCAUUAGAUCAUUUGUUUUGGUUCUGUCCAUUUGUAGCUUGUUUUUGGACACAGGUCCAACAAUGGCUAAAGGAUUGCAAUAUUUACCUGGAACUAAUCUUGCAGAUGGCAUUACUGGGUGAUCUGAAAAGUCAUAGUCAAUCAAUCAAUAAUAUAAUAAUACUUUUAGCAAAAAUGUUUAUUUUUAAUUCACAAUCUGUAGAAGCAAUGAGAAUAAAAAUGUUCAGAACUUUUGUAAAACAUCACAGUAUGGUUGAAAUAUAUAUGGCAAAUAGAAAUCCUAUAUGGAUGGUGUUAAGAGAUAGAUGGGAGGUAUUGAAUAGAGUUGAAGGAUGGGACUAAUAACAAAUAACAACAAAUAAUAACAAAGAUUGCUAAUAAUGUAAGCAUACUGUGUCCAUAAUAAGUAUAUAGGUUGUAUGUUGGGAGCUUUUGGGAAAGAGCACAGUUAGAAAGAUAUGGCAUAUAUAUAUAUUAUUUAUUUAUUUUUUUGCUCCUGAACUUCUUCUACUCUCAACCUCUCCGAUCAUUUUCAUGAUGUCCAUCCGGUUUGCUUCUAUAUGCCAUAUCUUUCUAACUGUGCUAUAUAAUAUAAUUAUUGUAAAAUUAACUCUGUCCGUAAGGUGUAGAUAGUAAGUAUAGACCGGAAGUAGAGGCCUGGGCAUUGUUGUUCACUAAUUUACUCCAAGUAGGGAAAGGAUGGUGGGGUUGAAAAGUAGUAAAGGGGAGUAUAUAUAUAUAUAUAUAAAAUAUUUAAAAAAACAUGGGGGAUUGGAAGUGAUGCAGACAAUUACAUUGAUAGAAGAUACAAUCUAUCUGCAAUAUUAAGCUGAUCCACCCACCCCCCCCAAAUUUUUUUUUUUUUAAAUAAAAACGGACACAAAAUGAAAAAAAAUAGGAAAUAAAAAGAAUAAAGGCUUUUCACUGUACUAGUGCACGUGACAAUAGAAACUUGAAACUUGAAAAACAUAGUGAUAGAGCUUUAUAUGGCAAUGAUACUAGAGAAACUGAGCUACGGAGAUGUAUCUUGUGUGUGUGUGUGUGUGUGUGUGUGUGUGUGUGUGUGCGUACGUGAGAUGAUACCUGGUUUUCUGGUCCUGGAUCUUGGACACACUUCUUGCGCAGGUCCAGGAUUCAUUUCAGCCAGGGUUCAGUUGCGUUUCACACAUGCUUUAUAGCGCAGAUCGGGGUACCAAACGCUCCAAGAUCAAAAUCCUACAGAGAUACAGUCACAACCAAAAUGAUUGGCAACCUUGAUAAAGAUGAGCAAAAAAGACUGUAUGAAAUAAAUAAUAUAAAUACUGAGCUACAGUAUAUUGUGUGCUCAAAAUGUUUUACUAUUGUAUUUUGUACUAAUACAAUUGCUCGGAGAAAAAAAUAUAUAUAUAUUUUUUAAGAGCUCUAUUUUCAUGUCAUCCAACAUAUGUAAAUGGCUGGAGUUUGCUAAACGCCAUUGGCAAUUGGAUUAGAACCGGUGCUAUGGUCAGGCACAACAGUGGUUUGGCGUCAAAAGAAUGCAAAUGCAGAAAAUAACCACAUACCUACAGUAAAAUAGGUUGGUGCACCUUUGAUGUUAUAGGUCUAUCUUGCUUCCACUGGUCCUGGGGCCCUCGUUUAGGUCAAUGGCGUCAUGAACUCUACCAAGUACAGGACAUUUUAGCCAAAAACCUGGUUGCCAGAAAGCUGAAACUUGGCCUCAAGUAGAUCUUCCAGCAAGACAAUAACCCCAAGCACACAUCACAAUCCAUAAAAUAUGUGUUAAUUGACCACAAAAUCAACAUUUUGCAAUGUCCAUCUCAGUCUCUGGAAUUGAACCCCAUUGAAAACCUGCCAUUUGUAUUGAAGAGGGCAGUCCAUAGCACAGACAAAGGAUAUCAACGAUCUGGAAAGUAUGGAGGAAUCAUCAAAGAGCCCUCCCAAUGUGCCCUCCCAAAAACAUUUUAGAAAAAGGCUCAGUACAAUUAUCGUUGCAAGGGGAGGGUGCCAGAGUAUUGAAAACAGGGUUUGCCAAUAAAAAAUUAUUACUUGUUAAACAAAUUCUUUGUCUCUGAGCAAUUGUAUUAGUAUAAAUGAACGUUGUAUUAGUAUAAAUGAAUGUUUACAAUUUUUUGGGAGAAUACAAUAUAGUGCCGAUUUUUUAUUAUUUCUUUUAUAUAGACUUUUUGGCUCAUCUUUAUCAAGGGUGUCAAUAAUUUUUGACGUGACUGUAUGUGAAAGCGCCCAUAGAGUACCACCAUUCUGUUGCCAAAGAAACGCAGUAGAACUUAUUUAGAUGCACACAAAUAAAUUGUCAGCAACCCAAGUCAAAAUGUAUAUUUCCAGUUCUCCACUGUUGUACAGUUUAUAAAUGUAAUAUUCAACAGAAUAUCAUAAUUGUUAAUAAGGCUGCAACAGUAGAUUCCACUCCAGUUUAUCUAAAUAAAUGUCCAUAUUGAAACUGACCCUAUCCUAGAUAGUUGGAGAAGGAAGGACGGAGGAGCGGGCAUGAGAUCAAGGAAAAAGGGCAUGAGAUCAAGUACCAACACACACAAGCACACACACACACACACACACACACUCACACACACACACACACACACACACACACACACACACACACACACACACACACGGUGGUGUAGUCGUGCCUGGAGAAGUGGGUAUACUCUAAUUUUGCCCCAAAUUUCCCAAACGGCCCGCCGUUGUACUCAGAAUGACCUAAAAUAAUAUUGGCCUAAUAUUGAAACAGAUAAAUGGGUCUGUCAACUGAGUCAGAAAUUCACAGGAUUCAGAUGUAAUCGUUUAUCAACAUUUUAAGCUGAUCAUUCUGAUCUGUUUCAUCAGCCUUAUUAAUUACACUACUUCAAUAAAUGGGUACAGUAUAUGGCGCAUACCUGCGUAUACCCUCCACUACACCACUGCACACACACACACACACAAGGCAGGUAGCCUAGCAUUUAGAGCGUUGGGCCAGUUAGAGCGUUGGGUCACUAGUUCGAAUCCCUGAGCCGACAAGGUGAAAAUUCUGUCGAUGUGCCCUUGAGCAAGGCACUUUACCAUAAUUGCUCCAGGAUCGCCAUUGAUAAUGAUAGUCCCUGGCUGUGACCCCAUUCUCUGAGGGUGUCUCAAGGGGAGAUGGGAUAUGCAAACAAACACAUUUGCAAUUCACACAUGUGUGAAAUUCACUUGUACAUGUGUGAAAAAGGUUAAAUAUAAGCACCCACCAAAUUAUUAUUAUUAUUCUCACACACACACACAGGCACACGCCGACACUACCGGGCAAACACAGAUAA
This is a messenger RNA of Coregonus sp. 'balchen', 63439 nucleotides long. The record is from the annotation of a GenBank genome assembly. NCBI's taxonomy places the organism in Eukaryota, Metazoa, Chordata, Actinopteri, Salmoniformes, Salmonidae.